This is a messenger RNA of Podarcis lilfordi (Lilford's wall lizard), 58861 nucleotides long. NCBI's taxonomy places the organism in Eukaryota, Metazoa, Chordata, Lepidosauria, Squamata, Lacertidae. The record is from the annotation of a GenBank genome assembly.
AUGGGCAACGAGGCCAGCCUGGAGGGCGGUGGAGCCGAGGGGCAGCUGCCCCCCGGCCCCGCCGCCGGCCCCUCCACGUCGCCCGGGGCUGCCAAGCCGCCUUCAGCACCAGGCAGCGGAGGACAGCUCCCUCCGGGCAGGGCUCCAGCCGCCGCACCGGGCCCCGCGCAGCCGCACGGACCCUCCGCCAGGUGGGAAGCGCAGACCGGCUGAGCCGGGCUGGAGGGGAGGGGUCGCUCGAGGGCAACUUGGUCUGUCAGGGCCGAGGAGGAGGAGGAGCAGGGCUGGAGGGAGUGGGGAUUAAGGGCGAAGUGCAACUGGGGAACCCUCUGCUGCGGGGUGCCCGGUGGGGCUGGGCAUGAGCUGGGAGUGCGAGAGAGGAAUGGGGCAGCAGAGGGCAAGGCUCAGCCUCUCGAGACGGCCAAGAGAGAUGGGAGAAAAAGAUCGGGUGCAACCCGGAGGGGUCGCCAGCUCUUGUAGGGGAAGGCUCUGGACAUGAUUCCUCUGUCGGAAUGAGUGGAUGUGGAGAAACAGAAAGAUGGUUGGGCCUGAGUGGUAGCUUUGCUAUGUGUGCAUUAUUUUAAGGGAAGCCCCUUGUUUUCAGAGGCACUCUUUCGAUCCCAGAGAGUCAAGGCUCCCUAGAGCAUAUUGAUACCUCUUAUUUUGGGAAUGCUGAUCUCUGACCAAGCUCUGUGGUAUAGUUUUGGUGGUGUCUGAAGUGGAGGAAAGGCUGUGUUGGGUUCCAUUUGAGACUCAUCUUUUAAAGGAGAGUAUGCAGGAAUCUGCACAUAUUUGAUGCAGCGAAUGAGAUCCAUCUAGCUGGAUGGUGCUGCAAAAGGCAUCGGAUGGAGGACCAGAUGGCACAUGGGCACAUACAUGCAUAGGAUGCAGACACUUCCACAGAGUGUCGUAGUGCAGGCUAGUAUCAGGGAGAGGGGAGCAGAGAAACAUGAAUGGGAUGUUGAUUACACAGAGGAUGGGAAAAGUGACAUGCAAAACAGAAGAUCAUGGUUUGUGGGUAAAGAACUAAGCAAGCACCCUUUUUCAAUGUGUGUGUUGUCAAGACUUCUGGCUUAAGUCAUCUACAACAUCUACAGACAAACAGGUCGCCCUUCUCACAACUAGAUCAUCUUGGCCAGUUACAUUGCCCUCAUGCUUGUUUAUAAUGAUACAAUUGAUGGUGCUUAAGGCCAUUAUGUUGAGUACAGUUUAUAUACCCUGCAUGUGGUUGUCCUAAUUGCAGACUGUUUGAAAUAUAUAUAAAAAGAAUAAUAAUAAUAAUAGUAGUAGUUAUGUAAUCUCUACAUCAGUGUAUAGAAAUAAUAGAACAAAAACAUCAGUGCUCUGUGUAGUUUCUCCUAAAAAGGAAAACAAAACGUGACAGGGUGAGGGUGGAGAGUAGUAUAAUGAUUAGUUAUCAUGCAGCAGAACACUACAUUUAGAAGAAAUUUUAAAAAAUAACAUUUGCUACCAAUAAAUGUAGAACUUUAGUGUUAGAAAGCAGAUGAAAAUAAAAAGUUAGUGAAAAAAUGAGAGUAAUCUUUUCAAUGUUUUGUAGCAAGAUACUGGAUAUAUAUGUGUGUAUGUGCUAAUAGGUACUGAGCCAUUUUUGUCGAAAAGCUGAGUAGAAUACACUAAGAAGUGUAUCACCCUUGUUCAUAUGUUUAAAAAGGGCUUGCGCUGUUAAAUGCUCCAUUAUUACAAGGAGAAUGCAAUAGUAGAUUCUGGAAGAAAUCAAAUUGCUUAUUUUUCUGUAUUAAGGCUAUGUUGAAGCAGGAACCUUCUUUAUCGCCCUUUAAUGCCAAAAGUAUUAGGUCCUGCCUGAACUUGGAUUUUUCUUAUCAUUGGAUUUUUGUCAUGAGUUUGUAGAAGAAAUCUAUUAAACUAUGCUGAUUGAUGUUCUGUAUUGAUCCCUUUACAUUUUUUAAAGGCAACAAUUAUCCAUCACCUAUCUUCAAAUUGGUAUAGAUCUGUUUUAAUAGCAUCUUUAAUCCUAAAUCUCUUCUGAAAAUGUACAUAAUCUGUUUGUAGAAUUGUCAUUUGCAUGUAGAGGAAAUGGUGUCGGAAUUGUGAUGUGGCAGUUCUUUCCCUCUUGCAGGGUAGCCUUUGCACAUUACUCCUCAGCUGAGUUUAGGGGGGAUGUAGGCAAAGCAUUGGUGCAUAUGCAAGUUGUAUAUACAGGCAUGAGAGUUAAUGGAUGUUGAAAUAAUUAGGCAGAAUGAACUUGUAUAAGAUUUGGAAGGAGUGUGUGUAGUCUGUAGCUAAGCUAGCUAGCUAGUUGUUGUUAUGAAAAGGAAAGAAGUGUGUUUAUGUUGGGACCUGUAGCAGGAUUAUUUAGUUUCUGUGGCCUGGAAGGUUUCUUUAAGUCUGCAGUUCAGGCUCAAUUAUGCACCAUAAAAGUGUUACUGAUGGAGAGCUGAGUGUUUUGAAGCAUCUGCGCAUUGAGGCUUUUCCGUGACACUCCUGCCAUGGUGUGUCGAAGAACAGAACUGGGAAACUAUCCAAGUACUAAUACAUCUGUGCAAACGUACUAGACACUCUUCCAAACCCAGACAAUCAGCACAACCCUGUUCUCUCAAAACAAGCAUCCUAUCAUAUCCCUGUCACGACUAAUAGAUGCUUAUUCUGUCAGCCUUAUAGUCCUUUGCUUAGGGAAUGCGCAGGAGUAAUCACGAAUAUGGGCAGUUUCCAGAGUGGUAGCCAUGUUAGUCUGUUGCAGCAAAAACAACAAAGGCUAAGGAUGUUAAUUAAAAGCACCUUAUCCAAUAUUAGAAAUUUCUCUGUGCCAAAAAAAGGUGUUUGGACCUGACUUCAGUUUUAGAAAGGUUGUUUUGCUUAAUGAAUAAUAGAGCCUAUUAGGUCAACUUACUGCACAGUAUAGUUAAGAUUCCACAUGUUUACUACCUAUAAGUGUUUCAGAAGCAGGUGAGCCAAAUCCAUAUAAAACAUAGGAAUGGGGAAAUAUACUAUUUCAGAAUUAUUAAUGUUGGUUAAUAUCCCUGUGGAUGGUAUCAGUACCAGGCUAGGGCCAUAGCUCAGUACUAGAGCACAUGCUUUCCGUGCCAGAGGUCCCAGGGCUUAAUCCAAUAAGGGCUGGGAAUACAUCUUGUCUGAAAACCUAGAGAAUCACUGGAAGCCAGUGUAGCCAAUACUAGAUAGAGCAAUAGUCUUACUUGGUGCAAGACAGAUUCCUAUAUUACCUCCUAUAUUGCCAUGUGCAUGAUGCAUCUUGGUGUACCUGUUUGAAGUUUCACACUGGUCCUUGGGUUGAAAUCCAGUGUGUAUUUACUUGGAGGUACAGGUAUUUACUUGAAGUUGCUUGAUCCCUGCUCCUGCCAACCUAGCAGUUCGAAAGCACGUCAAAGUGCAAGUAGAUAAAUAGGUGCUGCUCCGGCGGGAAGGUAAACAGGGUUUCCAUGCGCUGCUCUGGUUCGCCAGAAGCGGCUUAGUCAUGCUGGCCACAUGAACCGGAAGCUGUACGCUGCCUCCCUUGGCCAAUAAAGCGAGAUGAGCACCGAAACCCCAGAGUCAUCCAUUACUGGACCUAAUGGUCAGGGGUCCCUUUACCUUUAAGCACCAUGAUUGAACUCAGUAGGACUUACUUCUGAGGAAACUUGCAUAGAAUUACACCAUAAAGCUUUCAGUUAGGUUCUUUGUGAGUUCCGAAUUGUACUAAUUCUCCCCUCCCAAAUAUUCAGUAUGUUUAGAACCAUGGAUUCAGCUAUAUCUGUUUCCCUUUUGAUAGGACUAUAGGCCAAGAUCUUCUGAACGAUUCUCAAAUUCAACAUUUUAACAAAAUAUAGCAGCGGUUAAUGUGGGGCAAUAUGUAGCCACAUGUAAAUAUUUAUUUAUUAUUAAUCUCUUCCCAUUCAUGUCUCAAGGUGAUGUACAAAAUAAAAUCAGGGAGCAAGCUAGUCACAUACAGUAUAAACCUUUAAAGGUCUUACUGACUUUCUUUUAACUCAAGUGCUUUCCAGAUGUUUCCUUUAUCUCUUAGCUGCCUUUACUUUAUCUAAAAGGCACCUUGAGUCCUAGUCUGGGAAAAAUGUGGAGCCUAAAUAAAUAUAUAAUAAUACUUUUUAUCAGUGAAGCUUUCGAAAUAUAUAUAUUUCCCCACUCUCAGUAUACAAUCUGGAAAGACACAACACAAAAGGAAAAGGGUUGAGGAGGGAAGAAUGAAAAGAGGCAAACUCGGGCACCAAAUUCUUACUAUCACAAGGUUAUUAUAAUAACCAACUUGAAUGCAAACAGGAUGCUCAUGGUUCAAAAACAGGCCUUGGCAUGCCUCUGAUAAUAGUCAAGCUUCUUAGAAGUGGCUGUACAGUGGUACCUCGGGUUAAGUACUUAAUUUGUUCCGGAGGUCCGUUCUUAACCUGAUACUGUUCUUAACCUGAAGCACCACUUUAGUUAAUGGGGCCUCUUGCUGCCACUGCGUGGCCGCUGCACAAUUUCAUCCUCAUCCUGAAGCAAAGUUCUUAACCCGAGGUACUAUUUCUGGGUUAGCAGAGUCUGUAACCUGAGGUGUAUGUAACCUGAAGUGUAUCUAACCCAAGGUACCACUGUACUGCAUAACUGGAAGUUGUUUGACCUUACAGGUGCGGCCUUGACCUUCUGGAAGCUGCAGGCUUCUUGUCACUCCUGCUGUAGCAGCUAAGGCUGUUUGUAUAUCUAUCUAUCUGUCUGUCUAUCUAUCUAUCUAUCUAUCUAUUGUUUCAUAAUGGGCUGAACAUGUCUUUCCCCUGCCUCUUGGCAAUGACACUCCCCAGCUUGAGCUGGUGCCAUGGAAUGGGGGCGUGAGGGCAGAUGGCUGGAGUUAGAGAAACACAGAAUUCAUUGGGCUGAGAGGGAGGGGUUUGAGGAAAGGAUGAAUUGAGGUGGCUGCAAGAGAGAUGGAAGUUAAGAACAGUAGGAGCCAAAGGGGGAGUGGGAGUGGGAGAAGAGCUGAGUAACAAGCUCCUGUUACAAGCUCCUGGGAAUAGGCGGGGAAAGGAGCCAGCGAGUCAGAGACUGAUGGGAUUGUGUGGUGCCUAUUUAAUAUUUUGAUUUGAAUAAACCAGGUUGGUUGCAAAUCUCUAGUUAGUAUCUAAUUCAGGAGUCAAAAAUAGUUGAUUCAUAUCACUUCACAAUGAAAUGGAUACAGCACAUGUUUGGGUCAUAGUCUUUCAUGUUUCUGAAAUCUCAGUUAUAGAUCACUUGUAAGACAUACAACUGCACUUUAUGUAUAAAACUCAAGUGUGUCACUGGGAUUAAAAUGCAUUUUCCAGUUUCUUAAUGCGUUUUACUGUUAAGCUGUCUUUUCCCACAUGAUCAAACCUAUCAUCUCAGUAGCAUUCAGCAGUAAUCUUUAACCAAAUGCUUUUCUGCCCUCUUUCUCUUUUAGGCAUUAGUUUUUAUUGAACUUUUCACUAUAAAAAUACAACUAAUAACAGCAACAAAAGUGCAGAUAAAACAAAGAAAUAAACCGUCAAAUAUAAAAAACCUAAACCCUCUUACUUUUUAUAGGUAGCAGGGGAGAAGUGCAGUGUAAAAUGUUAGAUGAACAUGGGAAGUCUUGUUGGAAUCCCUGCUUACCAGGGUUAAUGCAUGACAUUUGAUCAUUCACUAACUAUCUCUUACUGUACCUAACAUAACAAACUAGUGGAAACCCCAGUACUUUCUUGGUGGAAGAACAGAAAUGUAAUGGAUUAAUUGGAACAUACUUAUUUUGAAAUGCAGGUAUAAAAUAUACAAGGCUGUGAUGAUGAUAAAACUUUAAUUAACAAGCAUAAACUGCAUAUCAUGUGUUUAAAGCACCUCUUAGUGAAAACAGCCCUAUAAGGUGGGUUGAUAGAAUUAGCUUCAUAUAAAAUGAGGAGUUACCAGUUUGUGAAUAUGUUUUUAUAAACUUUUGAAACAGUUUUUUUGGGGAAAGUAUUUGGAAGAUGGUUGGAAGAGGGAUGUCGUGGAAAAAGGAAUUUGGAAUAUUAUAGAGGACUCAUUCAACUUUGUGUACUGAAAUUUAAGUCUUAAUAGCUAAAACAGCGAAGAGAAAGCAGAUAACUUACUAAGCGAUGCUGGACACAAUUCAGCCAUACAUGUGCAUUUAAAGGCACAUUGGUUUUAAUGACAGGAAAAUAUUAAAAGUAAAAGACUUAAGAAUGAAGUGCUUUGUGUCAAGAGUGUUGCAUUACCAAUAAGAAAUGUGAAUUUACCGGUACAUAACCCAAUAAUCUUUGUACCUUUUUGAAGGCUAAUAAUUUCAUUUUCUUUAUGGCUAGUGACUUCGUAGAAUAUGUGUGUUUUUAAAAUGCCAAUUAUGGUUAUAUUUGACAAACUGUCUGGUAAAGAAGAGAUUGGAGGGAGACAUAGGGUAAAAUUCAACCUCACACUAUGUUGAACGUUCCAUCUGUGCAAACAUUUUGGCUUGCCAGAUGGAAUAGUCACCCUUCCCUUGAGUGUUGUUCUGUAGAUUCUCCUGAACCUCCCAUAGCCAACUGUGGGGCGUGUGCAGGGGAUGGGGGUGGGGGGAGGGAGUCAUGUUGUGCAAGCAGAAGCCCCUCGACAGGGUUUCUCCUGACUGAGUUCAUUAGUUAAGUUCUGCCCAGCAUCUUUAAGCUGCUGUUUUCAAGUGCCAAAUCAGCGUUAUUGAGAUCUGAGAUGUUUAAAACAAUCCAGCUACAUGCAGAUCUUUUGGAAGAUCAUUUAUGCUUUGAGAACCAAAGUUUAGGCAUAUUUGCGGAACAGAUACUUAACAGGUAUGUGUUAAGCAUGAUGCUUCAUGCAUCCAUGCUAAUACCUAGACCGAAACUGGCAGUAGUUGAAAAUGGAUGCCUGCUUCAUCACAAACCUGGAUCUGGCCCUUGUAGAAUAUGUGGUUUAUGAAGUUCUGCUGUGAUACAGGAUGCUUUUCACUGUUUGCCUCAGUGAACUCCCUAAAAGUGGAGCUUAUCUUUUGUUGUCGUUCCAGAGAGCCCCUUUAUAACCUUAGGCAACCUCCCUCCAAACAGAAAGUGAUUUUGCAACUUUGAGAGCUUGUACCAUAUAUAUCAUAUAUCACAAUGGGGGAGGAAAUAUACAUUGGAUGUGGGUCCUUCCAGGUGUUGUGGACUGCAACUCCCAUCAACCCUAGCCAGUUUGGUCUGUGGUCAGGGGUUAUGGGAAUUGUAGUCCACAGAUUUCUGGAGGGAACUCUUCUAUAGAGAACCACUCUGCUGGUGACUUUCCUGGAAAGGGACAGCUUGGUUACUGUGACACAUAUCUAGACUACUGCAGUGUACUCUGUAUGGGGUUUUUCUUAUUUCUGAUCCAGAGGUUGCAGCUGGUGCAGUAGCGCUCCUUAUCAGGCACAUAACAUACCAAUGUUGAGGUUGCCUAUUAGCUAUCAGGCCAGCUUUAUGUUACUUACAUAUAAAACCCUAAACAACUCUGGGUCAAGUUUCCUGAAAUACCAAGUUCCCCUCCCUUGCCCUAUAAGGGCAGUAAGAUAAGCAAAUGGAACCCGAUUAGCCUUGCUGCUGCCCAGUAAUUAUUACCUUGUGGUAACAUGAAGACAAGCUUUUUCAUUGAUUGUACCUGGUCUGUGGAGCUCUCCCUGUUGAAAUUUGAGAGGCCCCCAUCUGUAUUGGCACCACUUUACACAGGCAUUUUUCACUUGGUGUGGGUCUAGAUCUCCUGUUUUUACUGUUGUAUUGCUUUUUGAUGCUAGUUACAGAUUUUAAUUGGUUUUGUAUAUUUUGCUUUCAUGUUUUGUGAACUGCUUAGAAGCCAAUUUGGACACUGAGCAGUAUACAGGCCAAUAAAGAAUAAUAAAAGUGGGUUUUGUUCCUCCUUCCAUGGACACAGUGAAUGACAUGACCAUUUUGGAGCCAUCUUCCCUUUGCACAUCAAGCCAACACUUUCUCUUUCACACCUUAAUAUCUAAGGCCAUUUAAUGCUCUUUACAUGGCAGAGUAUUUUGCCAUAUUUGUGCCAUGGUUUGGAGCAGCAAAUUGGAGCACCUCAUUGACUACAGUACUCUGUACUGUAUGUCUAUUGUGGAUUCACAAACACACAUUCAGCUUCACGUUGUACAGGGUCUGCUGAUCCAAAUACCAUUGCAUAUGCAGCAACAUUCUUAUUGUGUAAACUCACAGUGCCUUUCCUGGAAAACUGCUUCCUCUUGUUUUUUCCUGAGCAUUCUGCUGCCAGCUCCAUUCCCUUUCACAUCACUAAAAUUGCAAACCCUCUGGACAGGGGCCAUGUCACUUCUGUGUUCUGUGUGGUAGCACUAAAUAAAUGUAAAAUAGUUGCUGCAGCAGCACUACUUCAGUAGCAGGCAGAAAUAGAGGUGGUUGCAGAAAGUACAAGGUGGCAGUAGAAGAAUCAGUCAGGUCCAGAUGGCUGACCAGAUUAAAACGAAUCUGCAAUUAAUCUGUGAUCAAGUAAUGAAUCAGGUAAUUGCACAGAUUAGUCGAUUAAUGUUGUUAGUCCAAGGAAACACAAUAAUUGCUGCUCAUCUUCCUAUUAGUUGUAUUAUCUUCAUUUUCUUCAAAUCCUAGGCGCUGACAUUCUUUUCACUUUAGAAAUGAAUUGGGUGCUGCCAUGCAUGGUUCCUGUCUUCCUUCUUUUCUGAAGGCUUGUUUUUCCUUCCACUUCAUGAUACCAUUGGGUCGCUUGCAUUAAUCAGGGCCUUCUUGAAGGAUUACCUCGGGCCCUUGUAGCAGGAGAAGACAAGCUUUGAUAAAGUUUGUGACAGUGUUUUAAAUACGGCUCUUUAGAAACUUGCUUGAUGUGCAGGUUGAGCACAGCUCUGAACAGUUUACACUGACUCAAAGAAGUAGCUUCUUGGGCCAUUUGUUGUACAAUUCAUUUCCCAGUCUAUGACUUCAAAGUCCACCUGGAGAUUCAAGCCCUCCACCUGCCACCUGGAGGCAGGCAGGCAAACCUGCAGACUCCAGGUCAGCCCUGGAGGUCUGGCAACCCUAUUACUAGUACAGUGGUACCUUGGGUUACAAACGCUUCGGGUUACAAACUCUGCUAACCCGGAAGUAGUACCUCGAGUUAAGAACGUUGCCCGAGGAUGAGAACAGAAAUCGCGCAGUCGUGGCAGCGCAGCGGCACCAGGAGUACCCAUUAGCAAAGCGCACCUCAGGUUAAGAACGGUUUUGGGUUAAGAACGGACCUCUGGAACGAAUUAAGUUCGUAACCCAAGGUACCACUGUACACAAGUGUGAACUCAACAGCAAAAUGUUGCAGUGUAUUUGCAGUCCCUAAUGAGUGUUCUUGUUCAGGGCUUCACCCAAUCUGAGAAGAAAAGGAUUGUUCUACCAUUAUUUGGAGCUACCAAGGUGAGGUGGUGCUUUAUAGCACUAAAGAGAUCCAGUGUGGGUCUACUAUUUAUUUUAUUAUUUACUGAACGACCAGGUUGGGCAGGGGCACACUGCAGUGUGGGAAAAUAUGCAAUUUUCCCUAUCCUGAAACCUUGUCUAAUUCCAUUGUUAGCAUGUUUGUUUGCUGUUUUAUUCCCUAUAAUUUAUACACCGCUUGAUUGUUUUUUAAAAAACCCUCAAAGUGGUUUACAAACAAAUAAAACAAAGAAAAAAUUACAACCCUACUUUAAAACAUACAGUACAAAAGUUAAAAAAAAAAGGAAUAAAAUUACUCCAACUUUCUAAGCCUCUGGGUAGGCUUGUCUAAACAAGAAUGUUUUUAGCAUAUGUUUUGUCUCCUUUAGUAUAGACAUAAUGACUUUAUGUAUUAUUUAAAAAUUCUUAUUUAGCAGAAUUAUAUUUAGAGUACAACAAAUGUGAUCGUUUAAAGAAGCCAUUGGGCUAGAACGCUUUAGUUUUGAGCUCUUUGGUGUGUAUGUAAAACAUACGGCUUCCCCCAAAGAAUCCUGGGAACUAUAGUGCACCUCCGCAGAGCUACAAUUCUGCUUAAGAAACUACACACCCCAGGAUUAUUGGAGGGACGCCAUGUAUGGUGUGCAUGAUAUGAGCCACUGGUCACAAAUCACUGGAAUACAGUGUGCCUGUGUGUGCAGUUGAGGUUCUCUCACUGUCCACUUUCCCUUGGAAGGCCUUGCCUUCUAUGUCCUUGCAUAUUCCAUUUCUUGUGGGGAGUCCAUAACCUUCUUUGACCAGUGUCUGUUGAGUGUUUGUGUUUCACCAAACCGAUCGACUGCCUGCAAGAUAAGCACACACAUGUAUUAAAACUAGAGCUGAUGUGAUAAAUGACCAUCUUAAUCUAAUUUGAGCUUCUUGUCCUAAGGGACCAACGUGUAAAUGGUGCAUGGAUUUUCUAGCUGUUGGUAUUUCUUUUAAUUGAGGUUUUAAAGACUGAUUUUCUUAUUGUGGUGUCAGCAACCCUGAGCCCUUUGGGGGUAGUCAGGUUAAAAAAGAAGAAGUAGAGGAGGGCUCAAAAACAGUGUGUCAAGUAACAAUUGAUCAUGGGAGUGAACACGCAAGAUGUUGGAGCAUUGCCCUGCUUCUACUGGAGUCUGCAGUUCCUCUGGUUCUUACCAGGAAUGUAACGGCCAUGGAGACUUUGGGGAUGUUGUGCACCUUCAUGAGGGCUAGUCAUUAUUUGGGCGGUGCAACAGCUGCUGUAGCAAAUUGGCAUUUUAGAAGGAUUUUUAAUGUGCAGCUAUCAAGCCCUGCUACAAUUGUCCAGCUUCUCCAUCUUGAGGCACAUUCGGUUUUGUAGUGCAAAUGUACAUCCCUUACAACAGCCCCAGCAAGCAUAGCCAAUGACCAGGGAAGAUGGGACUUGUAGUUCAGCAGCAUCCGGAGGGCCAAAUGUUCCCCACUCCUUCUCCCCCCACCAUGUUUUUUUUGCUAUCCUAUUUAUAUAAAAAGCAUUUAUAAACCACUUAAUUUUUAAAGAAUCUCUAAGCUACUCUAUUUUCACAGUCAGGUUACUCUAAUUCUUACAGAAAACUGCCAGAGGGCAUUGAUAAUUAAUCUGUGAGUGCAUCUAAAAAUUACUUGAGAAAAGAAGGCUCAUGAGCUUGAAUCUGACUUUUACUAAGGCUUUAUUUAUGAAGACGUAUCAAAUUAUUCACAUAGGGCAGAACAGCAUGAGCUUGGUAAUUUGUGUAGAAAGCAAAAUGUGGACCCUUUUGCGAGCACAGCCUUCUGUUUGAAAUGGGUCUUCCUGGGUGUAGUUCCACGUGUGAGAGCUCUUUGAGAAGUUUUCCUCACCCUGCUGUAGUGGUGACAAAAAAGGAAGGGGUGGAGGAGCUCCUGGAGCUGAAGGGCUGAAGUUCUGAAAAGGUGUUAGAAAUUUAGGAGUUUAUGUACUAUGUAUGUGAGCAACUAGUGGAUGUACAGGUGUCCUAGACUUUUUAUGUUUUUAAGCUUCAUCAUAUGAGGAGAAAAUAGCUCACACCAUAAUUGUUGUGCACUGCAAUAAUAGUCCUGCUACAAUACCAUGGUGCAUGAAAUUUUACUCUCAAAAUACACAUGGCAGAAAUCACAGAAUUCUAUGAGCCAAAAAUUGGAGAAAAAAAUUAGCUGUUUUCUAGUUAUGUGCUCUACUUUGCACAGCAGCCAUAAUCUGUAGCUACUGCAAGCUGAUGCGGUUUUUAAAAAUUUACUGCUACUCUUUAUUCUCUGAGAAAGGCAGCAUAGCUGUCAAUUGUUGUCAGUCAUUACGUGGCAUUUUGCUAUAUUGGUAGUAGUUUACUUGUACCCUUUGAAAGAUGUCUAUGUUUAAUGUAGACUAGUAAGAAAUACAUGAUGGGGGGGGGGGAAAUCAAGCAUUAUUUAUUCCUGAGUUACAUUCUGCACUAGGAUGUUUUUCUUUUGUGCUUUUGCUCCCAUUAAAAGAGGAUUACUAUUUUUUAAUGACAUUAGUAAAACAAUUCUGUUCUAUAGAUCUGCAAAUAUUUGUCUGGCUCAUUCAAACUAACAUCAGCCAGUGCACCCUGGACUACAGUUCUGCAGCCUCCCAUCUUGUCAACACCAUAGUGCUCCUCCUGUCCCCAGGCAUCAUGUGCAGUUUUUUAUAGCCCAGAUCUUUCUGCUUAGAUCUCAAUCUCAUUGCCUCCAUAGAUUCCUUCCUCUCCACGCACCAUACUUCUGCAUUCACCAUCCGCAGUUCUUGAUAGUUUCCUGUUGUUUUUUUCAGGCCACUGACUACUGUGUCCUACUUUCCUCAAACAUCAGGAUUCUCAGCUCCCUUCACAUUUGGCUCUCUGCUCCUUUGUUUCCCUGCUUUCCUUGUUCUCCUCAAUAUGUAACACUCCAGUGUUGCUUCUUCCUGCCAGCAGCAUAGAGAGAGCUUCUCCUUUACUUUCCAACUUCGUUAGAGUGUUUUUCUCCUUUUCUUUCUCAGUACCUCAUUUCCUUAGCUCCCUAUCUCCCCUGUGGUUGAUUUCCUCAGGCCCUAAGGCAAGUAAGAAAGACACUACUGGAUCAGACCAAAGGCCUGUUUGGUGCAGCAUCCUGUUUUUCUUGAUCGUCAGUCAGAUGCCUGAUCAUUUGGGUGGCCCUUUACUACAGCUUUUCUAAAUCCACGAUACCUCUUUUGAGAUGUAACCAGAAUUUACACAGUAAUCCAAAAGUGGAAUACUGAUAUUUGUCAACACUCAUCUUUCACCUCUUUCUCAGCCCUCUGCCUGCCUCGUCUUCUACACACAGCUGUUCCCUAACAUGACAACAGCUCUGCUAGUGACGGGGUUGGGGGCAACGGCUUGUGUGCACACCUGACAGUUUCCCAGCUAUCCAUCCAGGUGCAGAGUAGUUGGAUGGGUGGUUUCCAUAAAACAGAAAGUACAAUAUUAUUGAUACCAUGUACUCCAAACUAUUGAUGCCCAAACUUCUCCAGGCCUUCCUUCAGACAGGGAUUUGAAUCCUUGGCACCAUCAGCAACAAUUAUGAGUGACAGUAGUCUCCAAAGAAUAGCAGUGCAGCAGCAGCCAGACCAGAGUAAGAGCAAAUCAUCUGCAGUCUUUUCUCUGGGAGCCUGCAGACUCACCUGCACACACCCCCUUGUUGAAUUGCACUAAGCCAAGGUUUGAUUUAGUGUUGUAUAUGAACUGAGGGCUUAUCCACACUUCCUCUUGUCCCACUGCUUCUCCCCCACCCGGGGGAGGGGGGAACUGCUCUUUAACACCCAGUCUGGGAUUUUCCCGGAUUGCCAUUUGUUCCAGUCUGUUGCUAAAGAGGGGGUUUUUUCCACUUGGAAAGGAGUGGGGCGGGGGGGACACCGCUCAGACCCGUGCUUUCUAGGCAUGGCACAAACGGAAGUAUGGACAAGCUCUGAGUCAGUGUAUCCCUCCAUGAAUACUGCUGAUGUGAAAAACAAGAUGAAGAGGGGCAUUCCAUAAGCUGGAUAAAAUAAACAUAGAGACCUAGUUGAAACAGGCAUAAACAGAUUUAGUUGUGGAGCAGGUUCUAUCAGCAUUACAAAGGAAUGGGAUUGCCAGGCUUUUUGUUCUCCUUACAAGAAAGGCGAUUCUGACAAAACUUAGGAAGAACUUUCUGAUGGUAAGAGCUGGUUGGAAGGUGGUGGACUCUCCUUUAAAGAAUGGUUGGGUGGCCAUCUGUCAGGGCUUCUUUAACUGCAAUUCCUGCAUUCAGGUAGGUAGCCGUGUUGGUCUGACGCAGUCGAAAUAUAUAUAAAAAAAUUAAAAUUGUUCAGUAGCACCUUAGAGACCAACUACGUUUGUUCUUGGCAUAAGCUUUUGUGUGCAUGCACACUUCUUCAGAUAGGGUCUGGUGACUUCUGUUUCAGUGUAUCUGAAGAAGUGUGCAUGCACACAAAAGCUUAUACCAAGAACAAACUUAGUUGGUCUCUAAAGUGCUACUGGACAAUUUUUUAUUUUUUUAUAUAUUUCGACUGUGAUUCCUGCAGUGCAGGGACUUGAACUAGAUGACUCUUGAGGCUCCUUCCAGCUCUGCAGUUCUGCAAUGCUUUGCCUUAGGACUAGCAGGUAUGGCUCUCACCACUCCUGUACACCACUUGCGGUACAUGACUAAACACACUACAUUUUUGCCUGUCAUGUUGUCUGGAAAGGCUCAGGAGCCCUGGCUUCUGCUGGUCACUACUGCUAACUCUAACCCUUGUCUUUGUGCAUGUUGAAUGGCUGACUGGUGGCCUGCGGAGAGACAUGAAGACAGUGAUAAAUAAUAGAUAGCAGCUGCAAUGGAUAGUGCCUGUAACUAAGUGAUCAUUAGGUUUUUUUGGGGGGAAGUGGCUGAUAAAGUGAUGUGGAUGUUGGGAAGUGAUGUAGAUGCUCUUCUAUUCCACAGCUCCACCCCCCACUAGCUCCUUGGCAAAUAUACCUAUUUGGAGAGGUUGCAUUCUGUUUGUGUUGUGUCAUGUGCCUUGACUAGCAUGUUACACUGGCAGCAGGGCAAAAGUAACCUCUAAGCAAACAUAGGACUCUCAGACUACACCUAAGCUCACCUUAGCAGUUUCAAUCACAGCAAGGUCAUUAAUCCCCAAUGAAGUUCCAGUCACAUUUGCACACUGUUGUAACCACAUCAGAAAGGGACAAGCAUGCAUGAACUGUUUGGUUUCCUGAACCCCAAAACCACCCAGAAACACACGUGCACUCGUACUCAUCUGUGCAUCCAUGGCAGCUGCUUCAAAUGUACACAUCUGAUUUAAGUAUGAAGUGAAUGCAACUUAAGUUUUCUAAUUGGAUUGAAGCUGGUUUAAGAAAAAACAAACACAUCAAGCAACAGUAUUUCUCAAGAAAUUACAGGAUCAAUCUGGUUCAUGGCUAGCAUGGUGUGUACGCAGCUUGACAAAGUAGAAGUGGGAGUGCACCGGUGCAGAGUAAGUGGUAAUGUGUACACCUCCUUAGCUUCACUCUUCUCUGCCAUGCCUCCCAACUCUGUAUAUCAUUGCACCUUCUGCUGACACUGUCAUGACCUCACAGCAGCUACAUUAGCAUGAGAUAACCCUGGCACAGCCAUAGGGCAAUGCCAGCCAGCAUGAAUUGACUAGGCUUGCUUACCUUCUGUUCAAAGGGGCUUAGGAGCAACCCGAUUCUCUUCCAGUGGACAUAACGUAUGAUACGAUUGCACUGUUAAAAUAACUGCAUACUGCCCAAAGUCUUGUCACCAUACUCUCUCUCUCAAGGCAGUAUCAACCCUUUGAGCAGAACAAGAAAGAGUGUCGCCAGCUUACCAUCUUCCCUUAAACACAGUUCAUUUUGGAAGGCUCAAAUGGUUCAUUUAUUGACUUCAAGAGCCACCUUAGGAGUUAGUGGAAAAGAACUUGGGCAUUCGUCCAAAACUCAGCGAGUACUUCACCUGUGUUUGUAAUAUGUCUUUGACUCUUUAUUAAUAAUUGAUAGGAAACUUCACUCUUAAUUGGCUGCAAUAUUAAUAAUUCCUUUGUUAAGAAUUUUAAGCGUUCAUGUAUCUGUUUUAAAGGAAUUCUACUUAUUCCUUUGGUCUCCAUUUUGUUCAUGACAGUAUAUCUCAAAUACACUUAAAGUUUAAAAAAGAUUAAUCAUUGCAGUUUUCUUUGUUCAUUAGUUUCCAUGACACAUAGUUUCAAGAACUUCAACUUACUUUGCUGAAGAAAAUAGACUUCUGGAGUAUGGAUAAAAUAGUGAAAUUAAUCUGAUAUACUUUGUUUUGUCCUGGGUUUAUUAAUUGUUCUUUAUUCUUUUAGGCAUUUCAUCCUUCAUUAGAUAUUUCAGCAGCUCGUUACUUAUACUAUUGUACUAUUUCCCUCACCAUGGUCUGUUUAAGUUGAUUUUGGUUUUUGAUAAAUUGACAUUUGCUUUUUGUUAGCCUUUCUGUGUGUGUGGUGGGGAGAGAACACAAACACCACCACCAAGUUUGCUCUUGUGGUUGUAUGAGAGCAAUCCAUAAGUCCUCCCCCCCCCAAAGCUGACUUUUCCUUCGAUGCGCACUGAGAUGGUGUGAAUAUGAGGCCCUUCCAUGUUUUACACUGAAGUACCCAUAAACAGCUCUUGAGGGUUCUGGUGAUGGGACAGGAUGAAUCAUGCUCUUGGUUUUAAAAAAAGGAGGGGAAGGUUUUAUUUGAUUUUUAAAAUAAUAAUAAUAAUAUGCAUCUCUUCUGAUUUUUUUUUUAAACCUGGCAUGUGACUCAGUAUCAUAUACGUUGAGUUAAAUAUUACUGUCCUCUGUAAACAAUGAAGCAUGGGUAAAAUAUUUGCCUCCUUGCGAAACAAGCAUUAGAAAUAUGACACAAUAGAAAAUUAGUUUGAUGCUGUGAGCCAGGGACUGGCAGAACUUCAGAUCUGUUGGGACCUUUCUCCUAGCUUAAGAAGAUGCCAAAUUGUAUCUUGCCAGGACCAGUCACUCAGCCCGCCAAAAUGUUUUUUUCAUUCCCAUUUUAUGCCCUCUAACUAUUUAAAUGCUGCAGUUUCCCCAGUUUUCAGUUGAUGAAUAUUUAUACCAAUCAAACAACAAACAUGUUCUUCAAUCAUCAAGCGUUAUCAACACAUACAAGCAGCCUUUUCCACACAUUGCUGCUGGGGAUGUACAUCUGGAUAUGCAAUCACCCUCGCAUUGCAAUACUCAUACAAACUAUUUGGAUUGUCUGGAUAUAUCUUUGGAUGCAGUAUUUGUAUUCACCUGUCUGGUUGUCCAUAACUUCAGCAGGAUUAGAACCAUUAAGGCUUGCUUCCAAUUUUAUGGAAAAAUAAUGAUCCACCCAGUGAUAACUAGCAAUGGCUGGGCAUUUGACCUGGAAGUAAAUGCUUCUGUAAGGGUUCUUGCAUGGAAGGUAAACAGAAAUUAUGUUUGAGAGAAGGAAACCCACACUUCAUUCUUUCUUGAAACUGAUUUCAAACAAAUGCCUUAAUGCUGCUUGAUGUAAAUCGUAUGCAAAGAGUUAAGCUAUUUAUUAGAUGUGUUGUGUAUUAUUUCCUAAGAGAGUAGAAUAUUGUUAUAGAUUUAAUAAAUAAUAUGUAGUUAAGUAUACCAGCCUACGCUGUAAAUUACUAUAAAUGCUAAAUUUACUUGUGAAUCAAGACAGUGCCUUUAGGAACUACCUGAAAAGGGGGAAUAUAUUUUGGUGAUCUUUUAUGGCACAGGUAAUUUUGGACAUAUUACUGGAAAUGCAUGGAUACUACAAAAAAAUGCAACUUUGUGUCUCCUCAUUCUCUCUGCCCAGCAGGUCAGGGGAGUAGCUUGGAGUAAACAAACCAGCUGGCAUGACUAAUGAUCCAGAAGUUUUGGUACUACAGUAGCUUAGCAGCAAAGCGCUUGUUUUUCAUAUGGAAGGUCCACAAUCUAACAAACUGAGCUAUCCAGGCUGAGCUGCUAUCAAUGGCCAAGCUUCAGUUUCUGGCAUCUCCAGGGAAGGUUGAAUAAGAUCCUGUUUAAAAUUCUGGAGUAAAACUGCUGCCAGUAAGUGUAAAACUAAGUUAGAUGGGCUACUGGUCUUACUUUUUAUAAGGCAGCUUCCUAUGUAGUCUGACCCUUCUCUUCUCACAUGGAGGUGCUUUGAAAAUGAGACUGCUUGAUGUGUGGAAGUGUCUUCAGAAGCCAGCACUGGACCAAAGACAAUCACAAGUGCUCUGUCAAGCAUUGCUCAUAUGCUUAUCAAAAUGUGAGCACGUUUGUGGACAAUGAGUGUUCUGCAAGUAGCAGCCAGUAGAGUAGAGUGGAGAUGGGGAAACUUGGGGAGCCAUGGCAUCACAUCCUGUGUUUAUGUUUGACAAAUUAUGAGAGAAGGUAGAGAUGCAGGGCUGCUGUUUUCAGUUGCAACCAUGUAACUCCAGUAAAAUGAAGCUGUAGGCUUACGUUGCAUUAAUUUUAAUUAGUCCCUCAGUCUUCUAGGACAGUCUCUACUAUCAUCGGGAAAACCUAGUUUGGUGUUCUCCUUAUACUUCAGUGAAUUCAGUUUUAUGUUGAUUUUUAAGGUCUUGACAGCACAAUUCUAUAUAUGUCGACUAGAAAUAAGUCCAAAUGAGUUCAAUGGAAAUUACUUCCAGGUAAGUGAGUGAAGUAUUGCAGCCUGAAUUAUUUAAAUCUCAGUCCCAAACAUUUUCACAGGCAAAUUUGUUUAAAGUUCCAGAGCACGUUUCCUGCUAUGCUGUUGAAAUGUUAUGGGUUGUGACAUUGUGCUGCCGUAUAGAUUAGUGCACCCUUUGCUUAACACUUAUUUUGUUGUGUAGCCAGUCCUGAAAUCAAGUGAUUAGUAAUUAACUAAUAUAUUCUUUCCUAUUUCUGCUUCCAUAUUUUUUUGUGCAUAUUUUUAUGCCUAUGACUAGAUACAUAUAAUUAAGGCUGGAAGAAAUCCCAGAUAACUAAUCAUCCAGGCACCUAGAAACUUAAUAUUGGUGCUUUAAGAGUUUGAAUAUUUUUAAGCCUUGUUACUAGAUAGUAAUCCUGCUGGGUUGGAUUGUUGUAAAUUUAUGUUCCUCGUAAAGUGCUUAGUUCAUGAUAAGCACUCUUGAUAAUAAGUUAUCAAUGAUGACGAUUCCUAGAAAUGCGAUGAAGUAAUUUUGAAAUAUGUCAUGUUUAUUCCCCCAAAUUCUUUGAAGAGUCUAGGCUUGUCCUAUUGACCUCAGUAUGUCUGGUGAGCUCCACUAGAGCUCUUGCAAGCUCACUUUGAAUUACCUUGUGCAUUAUCCAAAAUCUUCAGAAAACAUUUGGAAGCUCUCGCAUAAUUUCUCCGAGUCUUCUAAGGGCAUGGAAGAAUGCCCUUGUAGUCCUCAAACAUCUCUCCAUCAAUCUUCCCAAACUAACCUACUGCAAUAGCAGCAGUGGUGGCGUGCCUGGGGAGUGGAGUCAGUUUCCUCCCUUUUCUGUUGCUCUAACAUGGUGGGUAGCAGUGUGCUGGUGCCAAAUCCCAGGGGAUCAUGGGAGAUGUAGUUCUCCCAUGGGCCUUUGCAGUUGCAGUGGAGCAGCAUAAAAGGAGGGAGGGAAAGGGGGAAAUAGUCUCCGCUCCCCAUGCACCAUCGCCCUGCUCCUAUCACUGCUUGAAAGGUGAAUGCAGCAGAUGGAAGGAGGAGUGCAUUUGGGAGAGUGGAGGCCAGCUGGGAGGGCUUCCAGGGAUCACAAGGACUGGCAGAGAUGUGCGUGAAUCUCUUCUUCAGCUUGGAUUUUAAUCCUAGCCGGAUGAUAAUGUCUAGGGUAGUAAAGUUUGCCUCUCCUUUGAGGUGUUUGUUUGUUUUAACAAGGCCUCAGAGGUUUAUUUUUGAGCCAGAGGUCAGAGAACUUUGCUGACACCCCAAUAUAUUGAGGCCUUAAAAGUUGGCUUAUGGAAGAACAGAGUUCCUCUUUUGCAAUCCUCUUGUGUUCUUUUAUCCCCUGCUUUGAGCCAUACCUUCCUGCUAGAGCAUUCCCAUGAAAUUCAGCUUCGUUGCCCUUGUCACGUCUGGCUUAUAUUGCAACUAUUACUUUUGGGCAGUCUUCAGAGAGCUUCCCCUCAGAGCUGUUGUUCCAUUUUGCUUCCCUUUCAUGCUCUGCUGUGUUCAGAACAUCUGGGUGUGAUGAGGUCCCUUUGAAACUUGGUUUCCACACAAAACGUUUCCCCAUUUUUAUAUAAUAAAACUGAUUUUAAAUCAGUGUAACCCCUUGAGAUAAUACAGUUCGUGCCAAUUCACAGUUUAUGCCAAUACUGAAAUGCUUAUGGAAAUGCAGUUUUGGCGCACUCUUGAAUUAAGUGUGGUGGAUCUAUAGUAGCUGGUGUGAUAUAAUUAAAUCUGAAAAAUACCCUUGUUGAGAAGAAGCACUACAUUACCUUCUUAAUGAUAGUUGGCAAACUGAAGAUAAGUAAUCAAGACUUUAAAGUGCUUCUCUACAGUGUAUUAGAACCAUUCAGUGGUUGCAUGAACACUGAUAAUAAGAACAUAAUUUAAUCCAAAUUCCAAUUUAAUACCUAAAAUAUAUAAGGGUUAGAUAGGCCAAACUGGAGGAAGCAUUAAUGUUUAAGGUGGAGUAUGGAAGUGUUCCCCUACUACCUGUGUGACUCUUAAAUGGCUAGAGGGAAACAUGUUUUCAAAAAUUAUUAUUUUAAAGUACAAUUCAGUACACAGUUGGGGUGUAAUCCCUCCUUGAAUUUAGUAAACAUACAUAAAUUGUAACUUUGAAUUUCUUGCAAGUGAUGGGCAAAUUUUUAUUUUGAGUUCAUUAAUUUAUGUUGCAUUUUUUGUUCAGAUUUGAAUGUUAAUGUGCUUUUGAUAAUAAAUAAAGCAUAUUACUUUAAUCAUACCAAUAAUUUCAUAUACUUCUAUCAGGUCUGUCAGGGAACUGCCAUCGGAGCUAGAGGCGGAGGGAAGGCUCCAGAGGGAUGCUGGAGAGGGUCCCAGUAGGGAGAGAGGCAGCCCAUCUGCUGGGGAAGGAAAUCAGCGUAACACCAGUGGAGAAGGGGGGCUGAUGGGGGAAUCGGAGAGGAGGCUCCAAGACUCCUUGCCGGAGACCAGCGGAGAGAGUACGGGUCCUCCGCUGCCCACACCCUCCCUGCGCAGAAGGCUUCCGCACAGGGAGACUAGGCGGAGACUAGGCGUCAAAGAACUUUUGUGCUGGAAGAAGUUCAAGAAACGCCCACUGACGGAUUCUGCCAGCGAUUGAGACAGCCACGAAGCUAGAGGCUGUCCAGUCAGAAAGGGUUCAACCAGGUAACCUAGCCAGGAGUGGUGGCAACUUACGCACGAGCAACCCCUAGACCCAUUACAAUGUCCUUCCCUUUGCUUAUAUUUUUCAGAGCUAAAACGUUUCCUCACAUAAAAGUUAUGCCAGCCCCCAGAUCUUUCACACAUUUUUAUGGACAUGCACAUGAUGCCAUCUCCCAAUCACUGACAUCUUCUAUUGCCCACCUCGUUCUUCUGUCUUUACUCAGACCCCAGAAAGCCUGACUUUUUCUAGAAGAAGAGAACAAUAGGGUCAUCUCCACAAGUUUGGAUGCCUUUGGUGUGCCUCUUCUGUCUUUUAAAAAGGGCAGGGUUUUGAUUUGGAAAGUGGAAUGUAGGAAAGUACUGUACUUGUUAAAUUCUGUACUUGUUAAAUUGCUUUUUGAACUGGUUUAGAAGCACAAGUCUGUAUAGACACUUCUCAUUAAAAUCCUCCAUUAUUCAGGACCAGCCCUUCUAUUAGGCAAACUGAAAUUCUUGUCUAAGGCAAGUGAUUUAUUACACUUUAUCAGGUGUUUUUUUUUAAUGAAAGAGAUAUAGUUCUAUAGCAACAUAACCCAGUAGUUCUAUAACUAUACUACAGUAAUAUUGUAGCAUUAUGCAAUUAUAGUGCUGUUCUUCUCUUAUAGACAUAAAAACAUUUUAGUGAUAAUUAAGAAUCAAUUAAAAUAGCAAAAAUAGUGCCUUAAAAUGGCACCUGCUACAAGUGUUAUAAUGAAUAUGUUCAGAGCUGUGAUAGAUUCACUUUGAAAGUGGCUAGAGAGAAGCUUUUCUCCCUCUGUCAAAAUGCUAGAAACAGGCGAUCCAAUUAAGCUGAAAGUACUUCUUGUCUUGCAUAGUUAAAACCAUGGAAUUUUCUAUCACAAAAUUAAACAAUAGCCAUCAACUUGGAGAGUUUAAAAGGAGUUUAGACAAAUUUAUGGAGCAUAAGGCUGUUGCUGAUCAUAAUGCCUGUAUACUAUCUCCAGUAUCAGAGACAAUAUGUCUCUGAAUAUCAGUGGCUGGGGAUCGCAGUCAGUACGUUUCCAAGCACAAUUCAAAGUGUUGAUGCUGACCUUUAAAGCCCUAAAUGGCCUCGGUCCUGUAUACCUGAAGGAGCAUCUCCACCCCCAUCGUUCAAUCCGGACACUGAGGUCCAGCGCCGAGGGCCUUCUGGUGGUUCCCUCACUGCGAGAAGCAAAGCUACAGGGAAUCAGGCAGAGGGCCUUCUCAGUAGUGACCAUUUUACAACAUAAUAAAACAGAGGGUUAUCGUAUGUUCUAACAUCUUUUGCACAAGCACACGCAUACACCACACAAACAAUUUUAAAAGAUAACUUGUCAUUUUCAUCAACAGUUCCUAAUUAUUAUUAUUAUUAUUAGUUUAUUUAUAUAUCUUACUGGGUUGACCCAGCCACUUUGGGCUGUUCCCAACAAAAAGUAGUAAAAACACAACACAGCAUCACACACUAAAAACUUCCCUGAAUAGGACUGCCUUCAGAUGUCUAUUUAAAAUUACAUAGCUGUAUGUUUGACAUCUGCUGGGAGGGAGUUCCAUAGGGCAGGAGCCACUACCCAAAAGGCCCUCUGCCUCUACCCCACCACUGAGCCUUUCUGGUAAGUGGCAGUGACACUGCUGCUGUGAGGAUGGCAGUGUGCUGCUGCUCUGUCUCCCUGCCAGCCACUAUCACUCAGAAGUCUUUGUGAACAAUCCUUCAGAUUAUCGGGGAAGACAUGAGGCUGCCUUUUCUUAUGUUUCUUACAAUGUGUAGUUCUGCUGUGAGAGUCACAAGGAAUUGUAUGGUCGGAACAGCAUGCAUGCAUUAAAGCAAUCUACUUGAACAGUAUGAAACAGUGUCAUUGAUGCAUUCUAAAGAUUUAUAGUGCUUAUUAAACAUUCAUGAAGACUUUGGCCUUGUCAAUGCCAAAUCUAUGCUAGGAGCAAAUAAUAUAUUUGUGCCUUUGGACACAAACUACUGCAUAUCUGUGGGUUGGAUAAGGUGAUAUUCCUACUCUGAUAAUAGCUUCCCUACAGAAAAACAAUUUAUACUGCAGGAACAUGCAACAUGGACAGUAGCUUGUUUUACCAUAGGUAUGCCUGGCAGGAAUCCAUAGGCAGUGGCAACUUCCUGUACAAAUGGCGGACAAAGGUGGGGUGUGUGUGUGUGUGUGUGUGUGUGUCACUGUGGUGUUUUUGCAAGGUUUUAUUUUGAUUUCUCUGUAGGUAUCUUCAAAUAUGCUGAGUUUUGCUCCUUUCCUUACUUGUCCUCUAGCCAUGGAUAAGAGAGAGCACCCAGGCAUAAAUCAUUGGAUACAUCACAUUUGGGAUUGGAUCGAUAUUAACUUGACUCAGAGAAGAUCAAGCCUGAUUCAAACGUUACAGUUGCAAUGGUGGCUGAUGUUCCUGCAGUUGGUUCACAUAUCAUUUGGGCAGCAUAUGAGUUGUCCAGAUAACACAUUGCCCCUAUCCUGCUUCCUCUUGAUCAAAACCACUAGUGCUUACAUGGGAAACACCCACAUUGUUUUGUCAAACCAUACUCAGAUGCUACCAGUGCAAUGGGGAGCUGACUAGAGGGAAAUGGCAGAUGACUCAGAUGCAACUUGAGCUGUAUCAAAAUUCAAAGUAUAUUUAAAUGAAAGAAUGAUUGAGCCUGAGGAUGGGUAAAUGUGUUUCAGCUAAGAGAGUCACCUUCCCUUGUGGCCAUCACACUCUUACGAUGGGAUUAUGGAAAGUAUGUUCAAAACCAGUCACAACAAAAUAUUGUUUGGCACACACAUAUUACUGCAUUAUUUAUUUCUGUUUUUGAUGUAGUUCUGGUUACACAGGAAUUCAAAAAAGUAUUUGGGACAAAGCCAACAUAUUUGAUCUACAGGACUGAGCACUGAAUGAAUAGUGCAGAGUUUUCUGCCAGUGUAUGAUAGGGAGUUUAUAAAUAUUACUCAGACAUGAGAGAAUAUGAAAUUGCAAUAUAAUAUCCUGGUGAACCUCAGAAGGUUAAAUUCCCAAAAGACCAGGACUAUGUUUGAUCCUGCCCUAGAAACUUGGAAGAGGAUGGGUGAAUUUAGAUAUUCUGGUUUGGAAUAUUCCUUAAUAAGGGAAGCCAGAAUGAAUGACAAUAUAUAUACAUGCUUGUGUGCUAAAGAAGAGAUGUUCUUGCAGUCGGCUGACCUAUUUUUAAGUUAGAAUAGAGAACAAGCAGCAGCUCUUGAAGUCUAUUUUAAACACCUUUCCAUUUUUGGCAAAAUAGAAAAACUGCUUUUUAUAAUGCCAUGUAGCAGUUGAAUUAUCUACCUAUCCUCUAUCAUAGAAACAGCAUAAGUGGAUGGGAUUUGUUUCUUCUAGCUGGCUAUGAGUUCCUUUGCUUGCAUGAAGACUUGAGAGUGGUAUUGCAAAUGACCACACAGCCUUCUCCAGUAGUGGGAAUAUAUCCAGUUGGAACUGAGUAUGCCUGAUUUCUGUUGGUUCUAAUUUUUGUUUAUUUUUAUUUGUAUAAAAAUGUAUGCCUCAUCCUCCAAGUCCAUACGCACUGCACACUUGACAUAUAGCCCCACCCCUUUCAGGUUAUAGCCUUUGGGGGAAAGAAAGGACACGUUUUUAGCUGUUUUGACUUUAAAUACAAUUGAAUCUUGUAUUUACAACUUGUUAGAUUGCAUCUUGAAGAAAUAUCCAUGUCUUGUGGUUUUAAGAAAUUGGUGGAGGUAAAGAUGGCAAUCAUUUUCUCUAAACAUCUAUUUACACUUAUUUUCUUGCCCUUAACUUUGAAUCUCAGAGAUUCUCAAAUGCAUUUCAAAGUAUAUCCUGAGGAAAUAGUCAAGGCAGUUUUGCCUAUUAUCUUACCUCAAUUCUCUGCAACCUGGUUGACAUCUGCAUUUAAUGUGUUUCAGCACACCAAGAAGACCAGAUCAAUCGGACCCCUCCUUUGGACAGAGAGCAGCUUCCCCAUCCCCAAAACCGGCUGCUCAGACCAGCGAAAGCACAAGAGAGAUGAGGAGCCAAGGGCAGACCCCCCAACAGGCUGAUGGGCCAAGGAGGACACUCCAAGUGGACAGCAGGAGCCAGAGAACAGGGCGUUCACCGUCUGUGUCACCGGAUCGAGGCAGCACCCCUACCUCACCUUAUUCUGUCCCACAAAUUGCACCCCUUCCUAGCAGCACACUCUGUCCUAUAUGCAAGACAACAGAACUCACCUCCUCUCCCAACCAGCCAAACUUCAACACCUGUACACAGUGUCACAACAAGGUCUGCAACCAAUGUGGAUUCAACCCCAACCCUCACCUGACUGAGGUAAUACAUAAACUGAACAUUUUAUGUAAUACAUAAACUGAUCAAGUUAUGGGGCAUCAUUACUUGAUUUCUGUUAGUAUGUCAUAACUCAGGUGAGGGCCUCCUUGCACUGUGUGAUAUGAAAAGGGGAGUCUGGAAUUCAACCUUUGCGGAUAGUUAUUGAGAUCUGAAACACUGAGUGAUGUGUGUAUGUGAUGAAGGUGGGAUGAGAAUGGUUUAGAGGACUGGGGAACUAUAGUGUUUGUAGUAAUGUCAUCAAAUAGGGGCAUAUGCAGUUUUGUUGAGAGCUUGGUUGUGUACACCUGGCUAAACUGCAACUAACUUUUCUAAAUGAAUUCUGUCAACCAAAACAUUUUAGCUCCUUCAUCUGAUACUCUUCUUGAAUCUCUUUUUAAGUUUUCUUAUGGUGAAUCUUUUUCUACCUUUUGCAAUAAGAAUAAAAGAAAGAGUGGAAGUAUGAAAGGGAAGAGAGAAAAUGUGAUACAGUUUUGCUUCAGUCAACAGGCUUGUUACUAGCUAAAGAUUGCUAACACUUGCAUGAAGCCUGAUAUACUCAGAUUUUUGUGUGUGAAUGGGGCUCAGAUAGCUUUGAGGCUUGAUGGUUGUGAAAUUCAGGAGCAACAGAAGAGAAUCUUUCCAUUGGCUGUUGAGUAGAAUAGGGAAUAAAACUAAGCAUCUGAAGAGCUCAGAUGUUAUGGUUGUUAUGUUAUGGUUGAUUUGGUCCUCUGAUGUGACAUUUUUAGAGAGUGGUUUUAAAUUAUGCUUUAUUGUGAAAUAAAUCUGUUACUUAUUCAUGGUGAGGGAUCCAUAGAUCCUUUCUGAUGUUAUCUCUUCUGCUGCAGUGAUAUCACAUUUUCCUAGCAUUCAUUCUGCAAUAUUUGGUACUGGGGAAAAUUGGUUACAAUCUCUUGUGUUGACAAACCUCCCCUGAAAUACCUUUGAUUUUCUCCUUGUUAGGUAUGUGUCACUCAAAAGACUUGUCUUCAGCUUGCAAACAGGCUAACCAACUGUAGCAGCUCCCAAAUAGUUCUUGGCCACAUUCCCUGGACACCAGUCCUUUGAUUUGUAUGAAAAAUACAUCAGGGUUGCAUAACCAGACUUUGGGCCAAGCUAGACAGUAUGUGAACGACAUGAUUGUAAUUCAUGUUCCUUAAUUCUAACCCCUUAAAUUUGAUAAGAUUAAGUUAGGGUACUCUUAAACUGGGGUACUUCUUACUCUUCUAUACUUUAAAACCAAUUAAGUCUUUCUCUUUGUUCAGGUCUCUAGCACCUAAAUGUGUGGGAUAGAAUAUAGGGUUGGUGAGAGUGCCCUUUAAUUUUCUAGUCUGGGGAGGUUCUCCUCUGACUCUUAUCAUCAUAAUUAUUUAUUAAAUCAAUGUGGUGCUUUUGUUAUUAAAUGGUUUUGCUUACUGACUGAUAUAUGGUAUUUUAUUGUACUCUAUUGCAUGUACUACGUUAAUGCACUGCUCACUGCUUGGUGGGCAUUUGCAUUGAAAAGCAGCAUAUAAAUAAACUGCAUCAUCAUUUUUAUGUUAUUAUUUUCCUAUUGUGUGAUAGGAGAGAGGCCACAAGUAUUAAAACUAUGGCAUGCAGGAAGCAUGCUGGUAGUUAACCCCUUUGCUGCACUUCCAACAAAUCCAGCAUCUCCUGUGCCAAAUAGCAGGUUUUUUAGGGUAGUGGGCUUUGACAUGGGGAAGGAGGGACCCACCCUUCACAUUGUCUUGAUUGCCUCUGUGGCUGCUAUUUAAUUUAAAAAUACCUAAAUAUAUGAAGAGCAGUCACACAAACAUAGGUGUAUUUCCUUGAUACAGUGGUACCUCGGGUUACAUACGCUUCAGAUUACAUAUGCUUCAGGUUACAGACUCCACUAACCCAGAAACAGUACUUCAGGUUAAGAACUUUGCUUCAGGAUGAGAACAGAAAUUGUGCUCCGGCGGCGGCGCAGCAGCAGGAGGCCCCAUUAGCUAAUGUGGUGCUUCAGGUUAAGAACAGUUUCAGGUUAAGUACGGACCUCCAGAACGAAUUAAGUACUUAACCCGAGGUACAACUGUAUAUUAUUGUGUGAAGCCCACAGAGCAAAUCCUUCCAUUGCUUUGAAUCCUUCAGUAGGUGCAAGGGAUAACAGAGUGGGCAGAGAAUGUGAGGUAAGUUGAUCGAGGCAGGGUGGAGUACGCCAUUUUGUUAAACUAGUUCAGUAUGGUUCGCCCCCACGUCCCACUGGUCUGAACAUGAGUACGAUAGCCCAGCUAACAAGAUUCUCUAGUUAUACAAGUUCCUUAUAUAAUGUUAACUCACUUGAGCAUCUCUCAAGCAGGGAGAUAACAUAAUACAUUAUCCUUCAUCUCACAGCCUUUCAUUUGUGAUUUAAACUGGAUGAAUUAUUUGUUGCAAUGUUUUGCUAUCUGCCCUUUUUCAUUUCAAAAUUGUUUACAUAUAAUUAAAGAUGCAUUACCCUAACCACUGUUACUGCUCAACCUCCAUUUAUUUCAAUGGAGUUUGAAAUUAAUGGAGUUUGUGCAGCAGCUGCGCUUGAAUUAUGUCCCGAUUUUGUUAAUGCAUAUUUGCCUGAGUACUUUAUGUGAAAUAUAUUUUGCAAUGAAUGUUCAUUAUGCUUUUCCAUUUAGAUAAAUGAAACUGACUUUUCUGAAUAGUAUUAAACAGUAUGGAAAGGUUGGGAAUACACAAAAGGAUCUAUAAAUCAAAUGCCAUACCGUACUUUUCUGUCUAUAAGACGCCCCCCCCCAUGUAUAAGAAGCCCCCUAUUUUGGGGGACUCUAAGAGAAUGUGGGGAGAUGGCACAGAAUUGUUAAGCUCUUUUUGUGGAGGAUAGCCCUGAGUUGUUGAGCUUUUUUUGCAGAGGGUUUUAGGGGGGUUGCUCACCUGCACGUCUUGUAAAAUCCGCCUCCCGUCUGUCCCCUCGCUGGCAGAAGCUGCCAAUUGCCUGCCCAAUUGCCGCAGUGUCAGCAAAUCAACAGCACCCAUUGACACAGCAACCAAUAACAUGCACAAUAGCGGUUAACAGCUGCGGCAGCAAUCAGUCAAACGUUCACCCUAUGCACUACCCUUGUAUAAGACCCCCCCCCAUUUUGGGGGCAUUAUUUUUAAAGAAAAAAAACCUAGUUUUAUACAUGGAAAAGUACGGUAUUUGUCGGCAUAUUUCAUAAUUUGCCCAUUUUACUUUUUGUUCUAGCAAGGCACAAAACAAAUCAGCUUGGAAAACUUCUGCUUCCUUUCUUUGUCAUUUAGGAGGAUUUAUAUCAGGGGUAAAAAAUCUCUGGCCCUCCAGAUUCUGACCAUUGGGCUUUCUCACUGGGGCUGAUGAGAGUUGCUGCAGCAACCUCUGGAGAAUCACAGGUUCACCCAUUUAAAUGAAAAUUAGCAAAAAAACCCCCAGCAAAUCCAGGCUGGUGAACUAUAUGAGUGACUAUUUUAGAUAAGGAAGAAAUCCUAAUUGUGUAAUAUGUUGCUUGUGAAUUUGAAAGAGACCAAUUUGAAGGGCUUGAUUAUUGUUUAUCAUGUGAAGUGUUGAUGCCACAGAGGAUGUUUUGAGCAGCCACACUGAGCAGGCCUCUAAUUCCAUAUUUUGACUGUACAAGCAAAUAAGUAUGUUAAGCUGCCUUUAUCAUAAAAUGCUUCAAACCUGUUUGUUUGUUUGUUUGUUUGUUUGUUUGUUUGUUUAACAAAUAUACCAUCUUUUACCCACAGGUCUCAGGGCAGUUCACAGAAUAAAACUAGAAAAUACAUAAUAAAAACAACAGCAACCCAAUAACCCCCCCUCCAAAAAAAACCUCCACAUGUCAAAAAAGUCAUCAGCACUGUAGGAAUGUUGAACUGACAUCAUGUCAGCACAUGUGUUUAUUAUUGUAGUUUUAAAGCCACAAAGUAAUUUAUAGGACAAACCAGAGACAAUAUAUUGUUACGAAUGCAAUUUUUACACACACACACACACACACACACACACACGCGCACACGAACACAGUCACCGACGGGGGAUCUAUUAACAAUGGUCUCUUCUGGUUUACUACCCUGUAGAGUUGCGAUACUUUGAAGAGCAAAAAAAGAGGAUGCUAUGACGACUCUCAUUUUAAAUACCCCUUCUAUAUGUAGGCUAUAGAAGCUGUGAUACAUUGCUGGGGGGGGGCAGGAGAAGAGAAGAUGAAAGCAAGUCUUCAGCCACCAGUUAUGUCUAUGUCUCAUCCAGAAAGUGUAUCCAGAGACAUUUUGGCAAAUUUAAAAAAUCCACCCGGACAGAUAUUUUACCCCAGAAAAAGCGGACAUGUCCUGGAAAAAGAGGACAUAUGGCAACCCUACUACUCUGUCACUUUACAAGGUGGAAGAAUAUUAACUGUUAAUAUCCAGGGACAGAAUACAAGGGCUAACAAUGAAGGAGAAAUCAUUUUCUGAACAGUAAUAUAUUUCUGUGGUUUCUGUUAUAUAAUGUAUUUGGGGCAAAUCUUCUUCGGAUGCCUCUUAUAAUUCUCGCCUUUGCAAAUGAAUGACUUGGUGUUAAGCCAGAAGGCUAUUUUCAGGAAAUUCUUUUCCUUAAACGUCAUUUGUUGAACGUUAGUAGUGCUAUCAUUCCUUUAGCUUUCUGAUUGACUGACAGGACGAAAGCUUUGCUUCUUGAAUGUAUUGUUGCCUUUUUUUUUGUAGUGGAGAUAAUCUGUAGGCUCUUUUGCUUUUUAGAUUCCAGUGAACAUUAAGGUGGAUAAAACAAAGUUGCUAAUUUGCAGAAUUAGUCCCCCGCCUCCCUCAACAUAUAUCUCAAUAGAUUUCAUUUGCUUAUCUGCUUAAGGCAUCAUCUGCACUAUAUGUUUAAAGCAGUACCAUACCACUGCUUGUUGGGGGUGCUGAGAAUCAUUAGAAGACCCCUAUUCCCCUUGGAAAGCUGCAGUUCUCAAUAGUGGUUUUAACAACCAAUCUCUCUCCCUUGGGGACUCUGGGAAUUGUAGCUCUGUGAAGGGAAGAAGGAUCUCCUAACAACUCUCUGAACUACAGUAACUACAGUUCCCAGGAUUAUUUGGGGGAGGUCAUGGUUUUUCAAAGUGGUAUAGCAGUGCUUUAAAUGUGUAGUGUUGAUGGGACCAUAAUAACCAGUGCAGUAUAUAAAAUACAUUUUUUCUUCUCUGAAUCAUUUAUGCAUUAUGCUUGAUGAUCCCAGUUAUGCUUUUAUAAAGUCAGUUUGGAUCUCUUUGAUUAUAAUAUACUUUUAAAAAUACACAUGUUGGUCCAGAUUCUUGAGUGCAGAAGUUUUGUAUUCUACUUUGUUUCUCCCCAAAAAGGCUCUAGUGUGGUUCUAAUACCAUAAUUUGUAUUUCCUUUGCCCCCUCAUCUUCAGUCUUCUGGUGAAAAUAAUUCUAAAUAAAGUACGAGCCUUUCAUGUGAGUUAGUUUAUACAUUUGCAGAAUGAGUUUGCAGAAGUAACAAGGAGUAAUUGUAAACUUUACCAUUAAUUAGGCCACACUGGGUUAACACGUCCAAUUUAAGAAGCAUGCUAACAAGCUGAAGAAAAUGGCACUGUGGAAAAGAUUUAGAAACAUUUAGGGAUCAAGACUAUUUAGGCUGUGAGAAAAGGCAGUUAAAUGACUACUUGAUAACAAUCCAUUUUCAGAUCCUUAAAGGUGACCAUAAAGAUGAUAAAGAACAGUUGUUAUCCACUGCUACAAUCCACAGGGUUAGAGGCAUAGAUUUUUGUGGCAACUUUGCUUCAGUUAGGUGGUUAAUUGAAAGAACAAGUUUCCUAGAUACUUUUGGAACCACCUAAAGGCCAAACUAGAAGCAUCUCAUGGCCAAACAGACAACGGUGCCCCUAAAUGCAGGGUUUUAAAACAUAAGUUGCCAGCGUAGAGCCCCCAAUCCAGAACAUGGGGCAUAAAGUUUUAAAUUAUUUCUGCCAGGGAAGAAAUAAUUCAGAUGGGAGUGAGUUUUACUGGUGGUUUUCAUGGGUGGGUGGGUGGGAGAAGCUCUGUCUAAAGCAAAUAGGAGUCUCUUUGAAGAGGAGAUGAGGUUUGAGAAAUCAUCCUCUACCUUUUCAGCUGAUGGUAGGACUAGAAAAUUAUUGGGAUCCUUCCCAAACUUGAUUCACUGCUUGUUUGAAUAGCUCAGAUUCUGUAUUCCAGUCUGUGUUAAACACAGUUUAGCAAACUUUUUUACAUCCAUGGAAGUAUGAUGAGUUGAUUUAAAUUGUUCCACAAGUGCAUGCUUUAAGUGCUGUGUUUACCAGGUUCUCCAAUGCCUGAUAAUUAAUCAUGAUGCUUGAGCAUGGAUUUGCUUAGGAGUGUUAGCAAGGUUAUGAACAUCCUUUGACAUUACUUUGCUACUUGGAAUGUUGAUAAUUUAGGGAACUACAAAUUAAGUGCAAUCUUCAAGGUAUUUACACCCACUUGGCAUUUAAUUUUUCUUUGCAUGAGAGGAACCAUAUUUUCUUUCAUUGCUCUGUGCUUAGAUAGUUGAUUAAUCAAGCUAUUGCUCAUUCUGUACCCAGGUAGAAUCUGUUUUCCCAACUAUGGUAGCAUCACUUUUGAAUCAUGUCAGGCUUAAUUGUUUUAGUUUUGAGAAGAAUGCUGCUGACUCUUAUAUCUGUUCAGUUGAGGCUAGGACCCGAACCAAUAGGUUCAAGUUACAGGAAAGGAGAUUCUGACUAAAUAUCAGGAAGAGCAUUCUGACAGUAAGAGCUGUUUGACAGUGGAACAGACUCCUCUGAGUGCUGGUGGACUGUCCUUCCUUGGAGGUUUUUAAGCAGAGGUUGGAUGGCCACCUGUCAUGGAGGAUUUAGUUGAGAUUCCUGCAUUGCAGGGGGUGGACUAAUGACCCCCGGGCCCCUUCCAACUCUAUGAUUCUAUAGCUAGCCAUACUAGUUAGUGAAUGAAACAUCAGCCUUAGAUGCAGCCACAGAAUGUAAAAAAGGAAGAGAACAAAAAGUGACAUUUUUGGUUCAGUAUAAAGAGGGCUUUUAAAUUUUAUCUGAACAUUUAUAUCCUGUUUUUCUAUAAUAAAAUCAAUGUAAGCUGGUUUAGAAUGAAAGUACAAAAAAAAAUUGGGGAAGAAACCCAAAAGCAGCACACAUAGUCAUAAAAACCACAUCAACAGCAGAAGAAACAGGGGUGCCACCCAUACUGUUGUUUAAUAUGGAUAGUAAGCUUUCUGUACCUUCAUUAAUUCUCCAUUGUCCAGAGGGAGAAUGUCAUAUGGACAAUGGAGAAUUAAUGGAGAUUUAGGAAGCUUGCUACCCACCUUAAACAACAGUAUGAAUAAACCUGAUCUUUUUUAACCAUAUAUUCCUAUAGUUGCAUAUUUUUUCUGAAUUUCUUAUAAAAUUGAUUUCAGAUCACUUUUUGUGUGAUUAAAAUAAUAAUAAAAAUAAUCGGAAACAUGCUUGUUAAAAUUUGUUUCAAGGAUUAAACAUCAACUUUGAUGUUAGGCCAGGUUUUUGUGUUUCUCUGUGUUAUAGCAGUUGACUGCAGCGGUGAUAGGUUUUUAUGCAACUGAAAGUGCUGUUGUAUAACUCUUUAUUCAUUCAUAUGGGUUUGGAACAUCUCUUUCCUUCUGAAAAUGGAAUAGCAUUCACUUUUACAAAAUGGCUUUUCUGCCUCCCGCUUCGCUUUGUAGCACAUUGUGCUCCACAGAAAUCUGCUGCUGGGGGUUAGGGAACUCUCAGGAAAGGAUGUUAUGGGGUGGGGCUGUAGAUAAGAGUUGGUUGGUGGAUAUCACUCCUUUCCUUGUGUGAAUGGAGGAGCAAUGUAGAUCCAAACUAUUGUCCUCUUGAUUUGACCUUUGGCCAGUAAUUAUUUUUUGUUUAUAUUCAGAAUUAACCUACUCCGACAUGAUGCAGCAAAGGAGAAUGUUAUAUAUGUGGGCAGAAUUUUAUCCCCUUAAAAAGCAUGGUUUAUGGCCUAAGCUUACCUUGAUAAUGCCCUUCAUCAAAUUGAUUAUACCCUCUUUACAUCCUUUAUCAAACAUUUUGUUAAAAGUUUUUUCUUGGCUGCUGCCCAUAGGUAAUGAGGAGGCUACCAUGAGUCUGGGUGUGGACAACACAUUAAGCCAAACCUUGGCUUGGUUCAGCAUGGCAGUAAAAAAUGGUCAGGAUGAGCAAAGUUGAAGUGAGCUCCUCUGCAAGAGCUCACACAUUCACACCAUCUUGGUAAGACAUAGUUUGCCUUACCGGUGCUGUAAUUAUAAACUAUAAACCAGUCUGAAAAUGUUUGUGAAUGGUUUUGUAAGUUAUACUAAACCCUUUCCCCAUGCUGCCUUGAAUUCCAGAGGGCAAUAUCCGCUAAUUGAGAUUUCAUCUUGUUGCAUUUUCAUCUUCUUACUCUUUUAUUCAAGAAAUAAAUAAGCAUCUGGCUUUCUUUUUAUAUCUGCUGCAGUAUCUGACUUCUAAAUAUACCUGUUCUUUUAAGUCUUCUCUAAUUUGGUAUUUAUUUUCUGUCCCCUCAUUUUCAUCAUCUCUUUUAUUGAGAAGGAACUGCAGGCUAACAAGCCUUUUACAUAAUGGCAUAUUUCUCAACUUCAUUUCUCUGACUGCAGUGCCAUACACCCAGAUACUUGGCAGUAAGUUUCAUCAGAGCAGGACUUAUUUCUAAAUAGAGAAGUAUAGGAUUCUGCUGUCAUUAUAUUAAAGAGAAAUAACAAGUUAUCCCCACUAACAAAGUGUACAAUUGUUCAGAACCUUUGAUAACAUCUAAGGUUGCUUUAUGUGCAAACAGUUCCAAUUGCUCCUUCCUCUCCUGCUCUGGUUCCCUCCUCUCAUUUACAGAGUGGGGAAGAAUAAUGAAAGGAGUGUUUUAGCUAAACAAAAAGAUGAAGCAAGUGCUAAUAAAAAUGUGUUGGAUACAUUAUUCACAACGAAUAAGGCAAUUAGUUCUACCGACAGUCCUCUUUAGAUUGUGUCAUCCACAUGUUCUGCCUCCGAUAUAAGGAGUGAGCAAGACUAAGCAGGAGUUCUGCAACAUUUAAGAGGUAUGAUAAACAGUAUGGGCGUUUCAGAUUGAAACAUUACGCUUUCUUCAAAGGAUGUAGGCGUGUGGCUUUCUGUGUGGGAGAGGGAACAUGGGGGUGAAAAGUAAUUAAAGCAGCAGGUAGCAAAGGCAACAACUUUGGAUGUAUUAAAAACAGCAUGCUUUCGUCUUUGCAAUUGCUGCUUUGCCAAGGGCAGCGGGAAGAGCCUUGAACAAGGGUAGCCAGAUGUGCCAAGAUUCCAAAUGCAUAGUUUUAGGCAGCUGUUGAAGCAUGCAUUUGUGAUAUCUGCCAUUCAAAUGAUCUCAGUUGUUUCUAAUUAAAAGCAAAUUCAUAUUUGUAUCAGCAGAACCCCUAAUGUCAACCAUUGGCACUAGUGACUUGAAAACUGAAACCUAGGUGGCUUUAACUGACAGACCGCAAUAUGUUCAGCUGUUUUAAGUCUGACUCCAUAGCGACGGAUUCACAGGUGAGCCAGUGAUAUAUAUAUCUGCUCACCAUUUAGACACUCUAGUCAUUGCAUCUACAAACUAAGUAUAUUGGUGUAGAAUGGUGUGAAUCAGAGUUUCUGCAAGGCUUACCCAUAUACAUACCUGGAUCUGCAAAUAGCUGCUUGCACUGUAAAUCCACCAUCCAGUAUUUCUAGUGUUCUGCGGUGCAAAAAAAAGAAAAGAAAAGAAAGCUCCAGAUGCAUACUGCAAUAUAACUUAAAAUACUAAGAAAUGAAAUUUGAUCUCUACAAAUGCAAAGAAAGCUUACUAUAUUUUGGGCAUGUCAUUUGCAGUACAUAUUCUCAAAUCCUGGAUAAAGUUUCUUGUUUCCCCCCAACAUACUGUAGCUCUUCAGUGAUUUGUUUGUUUUGCUUUUGCAAAUCUUGACAGUUUGUAACUUGAAAUGUUUCAUUUAAAACACUGGGGAAGAAAGAAAAUACUCUAAAGGGCACAUUACAUGAAAAUGUACAUACAAAACUCCAGCAUUCUGGAGCCUCAUAGCGGGGAAAUUAACUGCAGUGGGGAAUGGCAGCAGAAUAAUGUUAGACAAUGCAUCUUUUCCCCCACUCCACAUUAUGUGGAGAUACAUGGCCUACCACUUGUGUGCCAGCCCUGACCCAUCUUGGCUGAAAACAUUUGAGGGGCAAAGCCUGGUAGGGUGUCUAAUGGCUCAUUAAGACAGAUUGGUUCCAGCAACCUGAAAGGAGGAAGUAGUCUGAUCGUUGUAAAUAAUUUUUUCUUGGGAUAUAAGGGAAAAAACCUUUUCCAUAAUCGCUUUUCAUUACAAGAAGAAGCUGCUGAAGUAUUGUUACAUGCAGUUGUAUGUAUCUGUAGCUUGUUCCCCAGAAUUCUCACUGAAAAUCAUUAUUCAGUCUCGGUUAAGCUAUUACUCUCAGCGUAUUUUCAAUAAGAAGGAAUGAGAUAUUAAUACAUUACAUUCUACAGGUAGAGGCAAUUGUCUUACCCUGUGCCUCCAUGUCCAGGGCACUAGACUGAUUUAAAAGCAUCUCUGGCAUUGUAUUAAGAGAACUAGAGAACUAUUUAUUUUCCUUACUUCUUGUCUGCGAAACUGAGCUGUUUUUCUUCAAGCUUUCAAAAAAACAGGCAGAGAUUAAGUAUGUUGAGCCAGCAGAAGUAGUUGUGUUAAUGAGCAAAGCGAUAAGAGAACAGAAAAUCGGGAAUUAUAUUAGGCAUCUUAGACUAAAACAGAUGACAUUUCUAGUUGUAUUCACUAGUCAUGUCUGAGACAUCUGCCUUUAUUUCAAAGGAGCUGCUGUUUUAAGUGGACUAUAAAAACAAGAAAUUUUAAGCUUUGAUUUUGAAAUGUCACUUUUAUAGGUCCUGUGACUAUUUUGAAUCAAAAAUAGCCUAAAGCAGGGGUAGGCAACCUAAGGCCUGGGGGCCGGAUGCAGCCCAACUGCCUUCUUAAUCCGGCCCACAGACGGUCUAGGAAUCAGCGUGUUUUUACAUGAGUAGAAUGUGUCCUUUAAUUUAAAAUGCAUCUCUGGGUUAUUUGUGGGGCAUAGGAAUUUGUUAAUUUCCCCCCCAAAAGUGGCCCACCACAUGGUCUGAGGGAUGCUGGACCAGCCCACAUCUGAAAAAGUUUUCUGACCCCUGGCCUAAAGGAUGUAGGUUUGUACUACAAAUUUCCAUAUGAAACCAGUGUGUUCAUCUUAUUUAUUUAUAUAUGUUACAUAUUUCACAAGAUUUAGAUACCACUUGAUUGUAUUGCAUUCAAGUUUAUUACAAAAAAGAAAUAAAAUUAUCAUUUAAAACAUUAAAAAAUAGUUAAAAUCCACAAUAAGCUUAAAAUCCAGAUUAAAACACAUGCCAACAUUCUAAAGGUCUGGAUGUCAAAAGGCAGGGAGUUCCAAAGUGUGGAUGCUGCUACUCUCAAAAUCAAUUUCAAUUUCUUACAAGCAUAGAAUGAGUACUAUGUGGCAUCUGUAACAGUGCCAGUUACACAGAUCAAAGUGGUCAAGUGGGCAUAUAUGAGGUGAACUUGCAAGCUGAAUCAACUCUUUCACUGCUCUUGUUAGUCUUUGUUUAGAUGGGCAUAGAAGGCUUAAAUAAAACAAUAUAUGUAAUGUAAAAACUCAGACAAGUGCAGUGCUAAGGCAUGAAGAUGGCACGGUUCGCAUUCCUAAUUUCAUUAACCAGAUAAUUCUUGUGCAGCAACAAGAGGUUGUAAAUGGAUAAGACUGUAGUGACAGAUGAAACAGAGUAACUGUGGCAUUUGAAGUGCUUUGUAGAGUCUUCCCUGUGUGCAUGGCCCUUGCUCUGUUCAUUGGUCUUUUUCUCCCUACUGCAUCCCCCAAGAGUUCGAAAUCUCCUAUAAUUGCCAUCCCUUCUGAAAAUAAUAAUAAUAAUAAUAAUAAUAAUAAUAAAUUAUUUAUACCCUGCACAUCUGGCUGAGUCUCCCCAAAUACAAAUACAUGGAGUGGCUCUAUACUGUGAAUGAUUGUCUAUCUUCACAUGAGUCUGUCUGUACUUGGCCAUUUGGGCUCUGGUGGGUCACUACUGGAUAUUGGGUGUUUUCAGUGGUGGAGCCCUGGCUUUGGAACACACUCCCAGAAGAUCACCUGGCACCCACUCUGAUGUCUUUCUGUCACAGGCAAAGACCUUUUAUAUUCCUGGCGAUCUCUUUUGCUUGGAUUAUAUUUUAUGUUGCUUUUAUAGAUUUGCUAUUUUUAACAUAUUUUAUGUAUUAUUUACUUCAUAUUGUUUUUAAUAUUUUAUGAUAAGAUGCCCUGAUACUUGAAGAGAGCAGAAUAAAUCUUUAAUAAUAAAUGACAAAUAAAUAAAUACUGAGUGCAGAUCUCUCUGCCCCAUCAUAAAAAGAGCACCUUGUUUCCGAUGAAAGGCUAAUGUGUUUGGUUGAGGCUGUUUAGGGGGGAGGAAAGACAGUGUGAAUAAAGUUGAUUAGGAGCAGAUUUCUCCCUCUGUCAAAAGGCUAAAACUUGGGGUCAUCUAAUAAAAUUGAUUGUUUAAGUCCUUGCACUCUGUGCUUCCAGAAAACAAAACUUUUAUAGGCAUCUCAGAAAUGCUGCAAUGAGGAGGCAUAAUCUCCUAGUGCCUUGCUGCUGCUAUGGGGAAUUAAUAGUAGUACAUCUUUUUUCUUCCAAUUUCUGGUGCAUUUUCAAAGGAUGUCUCUUUCUGGAUUUAGAGUGUGUCCAUAACCUUGAGUCACGGAACGGGUAUUUUAAGUAAGUCCAAGCUGAAGUUUCCCUCCUUGUAUAAACAAAAUUAAAGAAAUUAAGCUUAAACCCCUUCACCUCCCAAGACUAGGAUGAGUAACUUCUAGUUUGAUAAGUAAUUUACCAUUGGCUUUCUGCCACAACAAUGCAAAUGUACAGAGAGAAGCACAGUGGAGAGUAGAAAGAAAUGUUAUCCUACCCUGUUUCUUGGCAAUUCCUUCACUUCUAAUGGAUAUGAUGAAUGGUAUUCUCAUUCUCUCUCUCUCUCUCUCUCUCUCUCUCUCUCUCUCUCUCAUACAAGCCAGAAACAGUAAACAUACCAGCUUUAAUGUUGAGCAAAGACGAGAUUAUUCAGGAACAUCUAAUGUUCUUAUCAGAGUGGCGCAGACACUGCUUGCAUCAGUCACGGUUCUGGCCUCUGCAUCAUAGUCAGCUACAGAGCUCUUCCAAUUUAAUAGUCACUACCAGGCAGCUACUAGAAACACUGUCCUGAUAAAGCAGAAGUUCUUGUCACUGUACAUAAUUGAACCUUGCAGAAAGAAUCAGGGUUUAUAAAAUAUAUUACCUGAGGGAAACCUUUUUAAAGAGGGCGAGAAUGAGGAUAGACACAGGUAGCAGACGUAGGCAGUGUCUUUGUCCACCUUGCAGUUUUGUUUGCAUAUUAUCAUGUGCAUAUUGGGAGAGGAAUCGUUCUUAACAAGAAGAUGCUGUGUGGUUUGUCCAUACGAUGCAAUAAUUUCCACUACAGAGUGGCUGGCUGUAAUCCUUGGAAAUGUCACACAGAGUACAUUAAGAAGCUCUGCAGGAGACUGAAAAUGGUGGCACUCCUGGGUUUACUAAAGCAGCUUGCCCAAGUGAGGCAGCUGGUACACAAAUUAAUAGGUUUCCCCUGACAUAAUCUUUUUAGACUCAGUUCUCAUGUUACUUAAGCAUAUGUAGGUUUCGAUCUCGGGAGGGACGGGUGUACGGCUUGGUUGUAUUGUGUAUAAAGAAUGGCUGCGUGCACAGUAUACCUUCAAAGCACAUUUCCCACCUCAAAGAAUUCUGAGGGCUGUAGUUUACCCCUCAUAGAUUUACAAUUCCCAGCAACCUUUAACAAAUUACAGUGCUCAUAAUUCUUUGAGAGGGGAAAUGUGUUUCAAAUUUGCUUUAAAAGUAUAGUGUAUAUACAAAGCACCUGUUAGUCGUGAUACAGAUUUGGAUGCCUGUAUCAUUGUGAUUUUUACCUUACUUAAAAUAAGAUUUAUUAUAAGUCAACACAAGUUCUGCUUAGGUAAAGCUAACCUAACAAUCAGCCUUUAUAGGCCUGAACAAUUUGGAAAGCAAUAAAGAAAUUUAAUGAUAUUGAUGAUACGUUAUUUAGAUCUUUUCCAAUCCGAUUCAGGCCUAGCUUGGGACCGAAGCAGCCUUACUUUGGUGGAAGACCUCUGCCAUGAGCCAGACAAAGAGACUGCAUCCCUGUUGGCUUUUCUGGCCUUUGAUACCAUUGGCUAUGACAUCCUCCUAGGAUUUCUGACUGGUUUAGGGUUAGGAAGUACUGUGCUUUGACUGGGUGUUUCCAGAAGGUAGGUGUGGGGCCACUGCCUUAUGAGGACCCACAGGAUUCUAUUCUUUACAUCAUGCUAUUCCGUAUAUAUAUAUGAAACUGCUAGCAGGUCAUCGGAGGUUUUUGGUGAUGUGUCAGCUGGGGAUGGAGAAGGAAUUUGUUUGUUCCACUUUUUGCAGGUGACCAGCUUGAUCUGACAUUCCCAAAUUUGUUUGUGGACUGGAACACAACUCCCAGUCAGAAUACUCACUUCUCCAGAUUUUGGAUGUUUCAGGGAGCAAAAAUUAUGCACGGCAACCUGUCAUUCAUUCAUCAGUCAUAUUAUACUAGCCGUUGAUAAAAGUAGAUAAAGGUUCAGUAUAAAAGUUUCAUCACAGAAAUUACAUUAUAGGGCAAACAUACUAAAAUAUAACCGUGUGUGAACAAGGGAGGGAGAUCUAGAACAAUAACAUCUCAAUUUAAACUGAACCAAACAGAUUUCUUAUCUGCUUAGGAGUCCCCUACAUUAACUGCCCUGAUCUUUUCCAUUUCUUCCACUUGAGAUUUCCUUGCUGCUAAGUCAUGCAGCACUGACAAUUAUUGACAAAUCUUCUAAUAAGCAGAUGAUUUAUUAAUCAAAACAGGUUAUUUAAGCUAGGUUAUUUCUCAAGUAUUUCCCCUUGACCAAUCAUAUGAGGGAUAUUUUAGUAUAUAGUGAAUUACAUUCUCUGUUUGAUUCAAAUUACAAAUACAAAUCCAUUGGGAGAUAGGAACUUGUUUGUAUGCUUGGGCAACUUGGAGAGAUUUCUAAUUCAGUCGUAUGUGAACAGAUUUUUGUUGUUAUCAGGGGCCUCUCUGUGUGAUCUGACCAAAGUUCAGUUAAUAGCCAAAAGAAAAACUUACAUUUUAAUGCAACCUAUAGAGAAAGAACUCUUCCCUGCUCUCUAUUUUUUAUUACUUUUGUGAGGUUCUUUUGCACAUUUUGCACAAAAUGAUUUUUUUAGCAGGAUGCUGGAUAACACAGUUUGCCUGUGCAUCCCAUGCAUCCAUAGAUUUACUGUACAAAUUUCAUGCAGAAAUACAGUUAAUGUUUUUAUCCAGUAGUAUAGAUAAUCUUGUUUAAAAUCUCUGGCAUAUGUUUUUGUUUCAGUACUUCCUCAGAAGCUGUUGUUUGGAUGGCAGCCAAGAUUGGCUCUUCCCAAGAUACUACUGAGUACAUAACAACAUAACAAUGCAAUAUUAAAAAUAGACAAUAGACAAUGUUAUGAACUUUACCUGUAGCAUUCCAACAAAAUUUCAAAGCUGAAAACAAUUCUCUAAGGGAAUAAUUAUCCCUGAAUUUAUAACUGGAAGAACUCUAUAUGGUAAACGAGCAUGAGGAAGAGAUAAUCUGUAAACUGGAAGCUUCAGCCCUAGACUGUGAGGAGAAUCAGAACUUACAGGGUUAAACAGUUCUGUGUGACGUCUCACAUUCUGAGGCGUGGUUUGGUUCACAUACGGGAAUCUUUCCUUGUGUAUGAGUUUCCUUUCGUUUUUGGCUGAGAGACGAAAGAAUGUCCGCUCUCUCGCCGGGCUGAUUUAUGAUGUUUUUCUUCUCAUUAAAGGCUGUUAGAGAUUAGCAAGAAGCCUGCGUUCAGUCUGAUUUAUUAUCCACACACAAGGCAACACUUUCUACCGCUGCAGAACUCUGCUAAGAGCUCAAGUUUUUUCCUAUCGGCACAAGCGUCCAUCGGCACAGGGGAAGUGUGCCGGGCGCCAUCUUAUCUCAGCAUAGACAUGUUUUGCUGGCCCAGGCCCAGUGCAGAUAUGGGUGGGACGGGGCAGUUAUGAUAUUAGUUGCAACAAACCACAAGACAACAGUAUUGGGAUUUUACAGGCCACAACUUUAUUGAUUACAGCUGUUAGCAGGUUUUGGCAUCAGCAUUGAGUGUGUAUCCUAACAUCGACCAGCCCAAUUGCUGACAGAUGCUUGACAAGGUUAAGGGUCACCCUAUCUUGUACAUCAAAUCUGGGUAGCCCCACCCUUAAGACCACCAUUUUGGGGAGCUAUGGCCCAUCAGUCCCUUUUUGGACAUCAGGACAAAGCACUGCCCCCAGGAUCCCUUUAAAGGGAUACCGUGAUCCCAACGUUGAACUGAGGCUAGGUUUUCCCUCUGGUUUGCUCCCAAGCCACAACCUUUAGCUUGCCCGUGAAAAUUGAGAGGUGUUUUACAAUGUGUGCUUUUCAUGUUAAUAAUAAUCUGUAUGGGGGGAUGGCUAUUGUUUUGUUUGUUAUUACGUUGUGUAUUUUUGCGUUUUUAUACUGUAAACUGUCCUGUGAUUCUUAGUUGAGGGGCAAUAUUUAAUUUUAACAAAAUCAGUUAAUGGUUGGCCUCCAGCUCUCAGUAGCCUGAUAUUAGCUAUGUUAAUGUAUAUAGCUUUAUGUGGGGAAGUACAGCAAGGUGAAAACAAUAGGGCGCCCAUGACGAGGCAAUGAGUUCAAAUUCUAAGAUGCAUUCAGUUUUCAGGAAGGAGCUGCAAAGCAGUCUCUGUCAGUACAGUACAUUGCACUGCAGUAGGCCGGAAGUCUUUUUGCCUGUACGCUUAGAAGUAGCAGCAUUGUUUGUAAAAGGAGGCCCUGAAGAGACUUGUGUUGCGGCCUUCAGCUUGGGGGGGGGGGGAUGUGUAAAUAUGUGGACCCACACAGGCUAACACUGUUUUGUGUGAAUAUCUUGAUGCCGACAUGCGCUAAGGUUAUAAAAUGUAAGUCUGUUUACUCAGAGCGGUUUGCUCUUUCUAGUAUAAUAUCUAUUGUGUAAAGCAUCAGUAUUGUACCCUCCAGCUAAACUCCCUCCCCCCCCCCCCUGUACAAAAAUCCAAUGUCUUUAUGUGUUUGCUUCUGCUUCAGGCAUAAGGUACCAGUGAAUGAAAACAAUUUUGAGCACCAGUGAUCCUUGUUGCCUUCAGGCCACCCUCCUCCCUCUCAAGUUGCUAUUUUAAUUCUGAGAAAGACAAAGAAUGACUAGCCAGGGCCCUGAGGCUUCUUGUUUAUUCACGUGCCUGUCCCAUGGCCCUUUUCAGCACAGCACCAAAAAGCACCCUAAAUGCUGUUGCCUUGAUUGAGAGGGCUGAUGUUGAAGGUGUGCUGUGUUGGCUGCAAUUUUUUUAAGACAGCAAAGGGAAAGAAGCCUAGAACUGCAGAGAAAACACCUACACUCACUGUGGGCAGACUUUCCUACAUUUCUUGCUUGCAAAGCAGGGAAGAAAGACCUGUACGCAUGGACGUGCUCAGACCUUUUGGUCUUUUCCAGGAGCCAAAGGACAAAGAACAUCUAAAUGGGAUCUAGUGAGGCAUCAAAUCACACAAGAAGUAUUUCUUAAUGAACUGGAAGGGUUGUCCUUUUGCCUUGGGCUGGGUUGCUGGAGGAACGUUUUGCCGGUUAUAAUUGACAGCUCAGUGUCUUGAUUGGAAGACCUGCUCUCAGAUAACAGAGGUGUUGUGCUGUCUAGUUUCUGAAUGUGUGUGUGUGUGCGUGCGUGUGCAGGUGGGGGGGCAUUCUUUAUUAGCUCUGUUUUCUGGAAGUUCCCCCUGUAAAAGUUCAGCCCCUAUAAAAUUGAUUUCUGUUGGUUGGUGAUUAUAGGAUGGGGAAGCUGUAGCAGGAAGCCAGGCCUUUAAAAUCACUGGGACUAGGAUGGGUUUAAUUCUGCUUUCAGAGUUAUGGAACCCUCUUACAUACAACUGUAUAUCAUGGUUAGUAGCAGUGCUUUUUUCCUGGGGAUACGCAGGGGUACGCCUACCCCUAAACAUUUUGUGAAUCUAAGUUUGGCCUCAUUAAGGGGCAGUAUUUCAAUAUGAGUAGGAAACUGAGAGUACCCCUAAACUUUUUUUUUAAAAAAGGAAAAAAACGCUGCUUAGUAGGUAUGAUUUUCUGUGGAUACUUUUUUUUUUUGUAAAUAGUGACUUAAUUUAUUGGACAAUUCCUGCAUUCUUUCAUAAGUCACACAGUUUCUCAUCUUUGGACUACAAAUGGGGUUGCACAGAAACCUAAAGCCUUGAUUAUGUUUUAAAGACUGGUUUAGGUUGCAGUCUUAAUGCAUACUGACCUGGCAGUAAGUCCUGUUGAACUCAAUGAUCCUUCCAAGUAAACAUUUAUAGGAGUGAGUUGCCAGUCAUGCAAAAGCUGUCUGUAUUGUGUUCAUUGCAGUUGUGCCAUUUUAAGAUACUAAAUCAAUAGAAUGAAGAAUGAAUGAAGUUAAUAGGCUUGCAGGGGGUGGGUUGAGGGGCCAGUAUUUUUUUUCUUCUGGAAGCCUUAUCAAGGUAAACAACACAUCACAGACAGUUGCAUUUAAUACAGCCUUGUUAGGCAGUUUGUGAUUAGUAAAGUUUGACUGGAGAUGCAGCAGGUGAAUAGGGGUACUUACCCCUUUCCUCCCCAGUUUUUCUGCACCAAAUUCUCCAAUCCAUCUCUAGCUUCCUUUUCAAAUGUAGACAAACUGGGCAGUUGUCAGGUACAGUUGGGUGGGGUGUUGCUUGCAGAGAUGACAACACUUUGAGCUGGAACAUCUAGUUCAAUCUCACCUAGUGCUGCUGUCUUAGUGCAGCCUUUUCAGCUCUCCUGCUAAGUAAAGCAAUUACUAACUGCUGCGUCAGCGGCACUGGAAGCAUCUUUGAUAAGUGUGCUAUUUCACAGAUUGGUAUAUAGCUACCAGUUGCUUUGCAGAUGCUUUUUGACACACAGAUGUGGUUGGUUGAGUACUGAAAAUCACAGGAAUUUAGCUUUCUCCUUUUGCAUAUAUCAAGGCAGAGGCUGUUUUGAUUGAUUAUGAAGCAUUUCCUCCAGUUUUUCUUCUCUCUCUCUCUCCCUUCCUGAGGCAGCCUAUUUUUAUUGUUGUGAUUUUUGUACCAGUGUAAAAGGAACACAAGAAGCAACCGUGAACACAAGAAGCAAUUUGUCCCAGAAAGCAGGCAAAAUUAAUACAUUCUACACACAUAAUUCACUGGCACAUACAAAACUGUUUUUCACUGAGACAUUGGUUCGUAUUGCAUAACAUCUGUUUUUACAGCAACAUUUCAGGGUCUCAGGCGGUGGUGUUUUUGAGCAUUCCUAUCUGAUAUUUUAACUGAAGAUUGAACUCAGGACCAUUGUGCAUACAAAGCAUUGCUCUCCUACUGGGCAGCAGCCUUUUCACUACUGAUGAACCAUUUUAUUAAUGCAGUACUGCAUUUUUGUAAUAGUUGAUUUUGAAAAAUUAUAUAGGAAGUGAAGGAUAUCUGUAAUUGUAAGCUAUUUUGUGUAUCUCUUCAUCCAUUUUCAAACUGGUGUUGUUGAAUAAGUGUCUCUGGCAGGUGGAUGAAAAUGGCAGUCUUUUUUGUUCCUGACUCUGCUACUGCCUUAUUGGUUUGUUUGUUUUCUCAGUGGUGAGAAAGGUUUUUUGAAAAGUCUGCUUACAGCCUUUCAAAGCUAUGAAAUGUUGAAACUAAAAUGGCUGUGCAUUCUGCUCUGAUUCACAUAGCAUUAGGUCUGUGGGUAAAGAACCAGAAGGGCAAGUUUCCCAAGGUUAAAUGAAAAAGUAGAUUCCGUUUCGGAGUGAUCAGUUGCAAAGAUCGUCACGCCCCUUGAAGUCUUAGUAUCAGCAGUAGCAUUUCAACAGUUCUAGAACUGCCAGGGCCCAAAUGUGUGACUCCUCCAGCUCUUUAGCCCCAGAAGAUGAACUGGUACUUAAUCAUGGGCUGAGGAUCCUCAGUUUGGAAAUAGUUUGGGACCAGGGGGGCUGGCAAGCAGUAAGAGUUCAGGGAGAUUGGGAGGACAGGAUUAAAAUGGUGGGAUUUAAUACAUGCUUUGGGCUUCUUGAGUUAAAAGAGCAACUAUAUGCAUUGCUGCUGCCCUAACUGUCUCAGCCUUGCUCUGAAAUUCUCAGCUAUUAUUUUCCUCUAUUGUAAACCUUUCUUGACUAUGCUGCUUUUUAGGACUGCAAUUGCUUGCCUAAGAAAAUCUCCAGUUUAUGAACUGUGAUUAUCCAACAGUGUGUUAUAUAUUAAUAUUUGUACAGUCACAUGGUGUCCUGGGGAUUCAAAGAAUCAAAAGAUUUGCAGCUCCCAUAAAGCCUCUUUAAUUAACUUGAUUCAGAUAUUAUUGUGUCACUGGGUAUCUCUCUCAUGGGGAGAAUGUUUCAUUUGUUAGUACUUAGCCAAGGCAUGUCACAGUUUUCAUUUUGUAUCUAGGGGUUUCACAUGUAUUGAGCGAAAAUGUGUCUUGCUUUCAGUCAACCAUAUAUGUCUGGUGAGGAAGGCUGAACCUUUCCAUCUUGCCUCUGAGAUGCUGCUGUGUUUGCUUUCCAGAGCUUUGAAAGGUUGUAGAAUGUAGUAAAGCUUAAUCUUUUCAGUCAAUGACCAACCUGGCAGCAGUGUGCAAGUCAUGCUGCCUGGGUAUACAUAGUACUACAUGAUUUUCACGUGCCACUGCCAGGGUUGGCCAUUCAUUGAACAAGUUUUCCCAGAUAAGCCAGUGCAUUGGAGAAUACUGAGCUGAACAGUGCCACUAAACUAAGUCUCACUCAUACUUGUAGGUGGCCUCCUUGGCAGCACACAGGGCUGCUGUGCUCCCGCUUAGGCCGUGUUCACGCUUGAACUCAGGGGCGGAGGAAGGGGUGUGUGGUAGGGGUGGUCUGCCCCGGGUGUCAACAAUGAGGGGGGUGACAAAAUGCCAGGCGACACUCACCGCAGGGUCUGCAGUGCACGCAGACCCUCUCCUGGGAGAGAUGCGGUGGCUUGGGCAUACGCAGGCUCCGCACUACCCAAGCGGUUCGCCCACUGCCUCCCCACCAGCUGUAGGGCAGCUGAGUGGGAGGAGACAGGCAGGCUCUGGAGGCCCCGCGGUGUGCCUCGCCCCUAUGGACGGUGCGCCCCAGGCGGCUGAGCGGCUUCCUCCGCCACUGCUUGAACUGAUAACACCAGAUGGAGGCCAGCUAUGUUGCCACUGCCAUUUGCCUAAUCAUACCAGCUUUAAAAUGUUCACACAAACAGUGUGGCAUGGCUGUGAAGAUGUUGGGGGACUUACAUGCUCCUCAGUCCCACAUUCUCCUCGGAUGCUUAGGCCGAGGCCUUCAUCAGACGUGAACUAGGUCAUAGAGACAAAUUUAUGCUGGAUGUAUUAGAGACAGAGAUUUCACUGGAGGCCUUCAAAGAAAAGAAAUAGUUGACAGAUGGACCCCUGAUGUUUAUUGAGUAGCAAAAUAUCUUUCUGGAGAAAGAGUUUAUAGAUAUGUACUGAGUCUGUUUUGUUCAUUGGGUAGAAAAGCAACAUUCAACAAGGGACAAAGGUUCUGUGUUCUCAUGUUGCCAGUCUAGCUGUCUGAUGACUGAGUUGUGCAUGUAUCUUUAUGGGCUUUUCUUUGUUUUUGUCUUCUAGGUGCAAGAAUGGUUAUGUUUAAAUUGCCAGAUGCAGAGAGCUUUGGGGAUGGACAUGACCACUGCACCCCGUUCCAAAAGCCAGCAGCAGCUACAUUCCCCGGCACUUUCCCCUUCCCAUUCCCCAGCCAAACAGCCACUGCCCCAUGUGGCACCAGGACCAGAGAAACAACCAGGAACUAUGCAGCCAGGCCCCAGGCCAAGUGCUGGUGUCAUGCAGCCUGAGACCCCCAAACCACCCCCUGCUUCAGCCCAGAGGGAACCACCCAGCCAAGCCCAGCCAAAACCUGCUGCUCCUCAGGAAGUGGUGAGGUCUUCCCCUCAGCAUCAGCAAGCAAAGCCUUCGUCCACUGAUCAGAGAAAGACUGUGGGAGACUCUCCAGCUAAGACUUCGGCCCCUGCCCCCAGUGCUGGGGCGCAAGAGCAGCCCCAAGAGGGCCUCACUGGUAAACUUUUUGGAUUUGGGGCUUCCCUCUUGACCCAGGCAAGCACACUCAUGUCUGUCCAGCCAGAGGCCACCCCACCAAGUCAGCAGUCCCCUGGCAAAGUGCCUCCGAAAAUUGUCUUCAGCGAUGCCAGCAAAGAAGCUGGUCCUAAAGCCCCAGGCACCACACCUGGAAUGCAGGGUAAGGCUGGAACUGUCCCGGCUGCAAAGCAAGCAAAAGCAGAACAAGUAAUUAAGCCAAAGGAAGUGCCGAAAGCAAGGGUCUUGUGCCCCCUCUGUAAAGCAGAGAUCAACGUGGGCUCCGGUGAACCCUCCAACUAUAAUACCUGUACAUCCUGUAAGCAGCAGGUCUGCAACAUGUGUGGAUUCAACCCAACACCUCAUCUGGUGGAGGUAAGGCUCCUAAUUUAAUUUUUAACACAGUGUUGAAAAGCAGUGCAUUUCCUGUAGCUGGUUUCAAUAUAGAUAAGGAUAUGGUUAAUAAGGAUAUGAAUGGCAGUGCAUGUUUUUAUUGGUUUGAUGGGGGAAAUUAGCAACUAUUCUCAUAUGAAAAGAAAUGCAUAAAGGAAUCUUACGUAGUUUCCCUCUUGCUCCUCCAAAAUUUGGUUUUGGAAGAGACUGGGGGGAACAAAGCGAUCAUGUUUUCUUGGCCUGUGAGAGGAUGAGGGAAAGUAGCACUGUGAAAGCAACGGGCAAGUAAUUUUUUAUUUUGCUUUGCUUCUGAACGCAAAAGCAUCAAGCCUGGGUAAGAAGGAGCUGCUCUGGAUUUGGUUGCAUUUGGUUUGGAUACCAAGCUGAAAUGGCAGAAUGCUUUGCAACUUGCUGGGAUAGAUCCUGAUGAUAAUUAUUUGAUUGCCAAAGAGUUGAUGGAGUAACGGCCUUGCCUAGUGAAUACAUGAAGGCUGGAGUUGACUUGAUGAACCUUGUCCUUGUGGGUCAGGGCAGAAGAAUGUACGUAGGGUAAGGGCAGAAGAAUGUACGUAGGUCUUAAGGUACCCAAGCCUUGUAUCACCACACAGAUAUCUCUUUCCUGUUCCGCAAUAUGGAAAUGGUUACGAAUGCAUAUUCUGGUCUUGGGUUUCUGAAGUUUAAAGGAAAUAUGAUAGUAGAUGAGUCAUCCAUCAUUUUAUUUAAAAAAAGUCUUUGAUUUGCACCUGGAAGAUGUCAUGCUGCUUUCAUAGGUAAUCAGUUUCAGCAUGAACCGUAAAUGGUGAAUUUCCUAGGAAGAUGGUGUAGUCAUACCCUUUACAUCUAAUUGGAAAUGUAUGUGAAGUCCUCCAGUUCUGCUAGAAUCUAAUGGAUCAUUGCAAAAAUCACCAUGGAGCAAUGUUGGCCCUUUCAUGAGUCCAGACCAGAGGCACAGAACCUGAGAGUUCUCAAUUAAUUUACCGUCUUUAUCUGAUAAUCCUCAGCAUAGUAGGGAGCUUAUAACUAGAGGUUAUAACUACAGAGAACUGAGUCACAUGGCUUGGAUCUAUUAUCAACCCAGUCUCUAGUAUGGAUCAUACAUUUUUUGUUGGUGGAAAUGGAGGUUGGAAAAUGCACAGGAAGCACAAGCCUGCCUCUUAGUGUACAAUAUUAAGAAGAUUGAUUUAUAGGAUUUUACAAAAGUAAUUUAUUUGGAAGCAAUUUUGUUUCUUCUAAACCACUUUUACAUCUUUUUGGAGAUAUAAAAAAAUUCCAUUCUAAAUCAUAAAAUUGGGUUAAAGUUGGUGUUAUUUAAAUCAGAUUAAAAGUUACUGUGACAUACGCAUAAAAAAUCAGAUCAGCGUUUAUGGCACAGCAGUGCCUUUUGAUUUACAGGGCAUUAUUUCAGGAGAUGGUUUUUGGGGCUGGUCCUAAAAGUCUUACUCUUUUUAAAAAUUCUCUUCUGCAAUGUAAAGUCAGGGAUCUGUGCAGUUCCUGGUGCUCUGGGAACUGGAACUGAUACCUGGGCAGCAGAUGGCUUCUCAAUUAGCACAGAAGCAGCACUGUGACCGUGUUGUGGGGUGCUGCACCGCUGUGGGUACAUAUGCUGCUUGGAUGGGACAUAAAAUCCAGUCCAUGAUUACCUGGCUCGAAUCCAAGUACCAUUUAGCCCUCCCUGCACCCUUCAUUUCCCCAAAGGGGGAAAAGAGCUAUCUUGAAAUUUCAAGUGUAUAUAGAGGUUUCUCACAACAACUUUAAGUGGCUUCUGGUUUACUUUAACUACUACUGUCAAACAGCUGUCACCUCGCACACAGCAAAAGAGUGCUGCAUUUUAGUCGUGGCGUUGAAAUGCCUGUGUGGGUGUGAUGCUACCACGGAAGUUGCAAGACUAGUAGUGUACUGCAUUAUUAUAUAGCUCUAUCCACAGGAAGCCCAAAGGCCCCUUAUUUUAACCUGCCAAGCUGCACCCCUAAAUGACCCCAAAAGAGUACACUAAUCCUAAGUAGGAAGUUCAAACCAUCUACAACAAGUAUGAAAUUGCAAGCAAGUGUGUUUUUUAUUUUUAAGCAUCACACUAGCUUUCUCUGGGAACUCUCACCUUGUUUUCCUUGUCUGAUAAAAAAAAUGGCUUAAAUGGUGUAAUCAUGUGAAUUGGGUAAUGACAUUUCUUUGCACGGAGCAGUGACUUUGUAACAUUGGUGCAAUGAAGUCAGCAACAGCUUCAUAGCAUUUGAAUAGUAAUGUCAGGGACUGGGGGACCCUUUUAAAACCCCACAUAGCUCAAUGUUGCAUGUAAGAGGAGAUGAACAAGGAGCAAGAGAGGAUGCCAUAUUACAUUUUACAGAAUGUAAAACCUUGACUGAAGCAGCACAGUGCAGAUUGGAACAUUCCAUAGAAGCAAGAUACAGCCAAGUUCCGAUGAAGGGAUGAGCCAUUGGUUAAAAAUGGGGCAACGAAUAGCAAGGGGAAGUAGGAAGGGUUUCAAAUGUAUAUGGUUAGCUCCUUACAGUAGAAGAUGCCUCUACCUUCACCUCCACCUUGGCAGUUGAACGGGUGUGCCACCCCUUAAGGGGUGCUGCUUCAGGCGGCUCCCUCAUCCUGCUUCAGGGGCAGUCCAGCUCUCCUAACAGCCAAUAAAUCAGCAAAUCUCUGACACUAUAAAGUUUGGGGUAUUCCCACUUCUGCAGUGUUUUGUGUAAACAAAAUAACUCCAUAGGAGUCUGGAACUGCAUGCCUAAUGUUUGAAAUAGGCUGCUACUGCCAAAUUCUGAGUUAUUUAUGAAUGCUGAACAAAAAUGCAGGUUUUUAAAAGAUGCAAAUUCCACCAGCAGGUGCGGAGGGGAGAAUUUAAGGCUUUCCUCCCCUGCUUCAGUCCUGAGGACAAUCCUUUUACUAAAGCUAGUAUUUGCUUUGGGGAAGAAAUUCCCCAUUGGCACCAAGAGAAUACAGGGAUGAGUACUGUGCUCUACAAAAAGAUAUGCAGCAGUCUGCCCAAACAGGCAGUUUGUAGCCAUGUCUAAGCAUGGUUCACUGAAGAAAAGAGGCGGGGAGUUAAACUGUAUAUCACUCUUGCUAACCUAGCAAGGUUGGGAAAGUAAGGAACCAUUAAAACUGCUUGCUCGUUGGAUUGUUCAUUUCACCAUUCUCUCCGUCAACUCCUAAUGAAUAAGCUGGCAGAAUAAAAACCUGUUCAGUCAUAUAUUGAUUAAAAUUUACAUUUGUAUAUUGUUUUCCUUCUUUAAUAGAAAUGUAGCAAUUGGCCUGCAAAAACAAUGGUGCUGUAGUGUCAGAAUGUAUAGACUCAGAUCUUAGGAUGGCAAUUGCAGAGUAGGAGCAUGUUUGAUUCCCUUGGGACAGAAGAUCAGUGUUCCCUGCUGCUGCCCAAACUUAGAAUUGUUAGGGAGCAAGGAAGAUGUCGGCCUUUCUAUGCAGCACCCCAAGGACCAAUUGAGUGGACCUGGAGCACAGUCAUCAACACUAAACUUGCCUUUUACUUGUUUUAUUCUUUGCAUUUAUGCCCCACCCUCCCCCAAAGGAACUUGGGAAAACAUAAAUGAGGGUUUGCCCCCAUUCUGUCCUCACAAGAAUCCUGUGAGAAAAGCUGGCCCAGGGGCUGACCCAGAGUCACCCAGUGAUUUUCAGAGCAGAAUAGGAGUCCAACUGCAAUCUUCUUAGCCACACUAUACCACCCUAAUUCUGGGUGACUCUGCCCUUCUUGCCAGGUAUAGGAUGAAAUCUUUACAGCAUGGGUGCAAAUUAUUUGUUUGUCCUGUGGAGAAGAUUAGAAGAAUCUACACAGCUGACUCUAUGAUUUGUGCUUGUGGUGAGCUCUUCCGCUAUAUAAUUAGUUGUGCUCAGAAGCAAGCUCACUUGUAGGCAUGUGAACUUGCCCGUUUGCUAAAAUCAAAAAUUAAUGUUCAGCAAACAGUUCUGUCUGCUUGUGUAGCUGCUUGCCAUAUAAACAGAAGCAGAGAAUGUUAGGUACACCACUGUGUAUUUUUCUUUUAUUUCAAUAUCUGCAAGAUUAUGCUAAUUAAAGAUUGAUAAAUAAUAAACCAAAGACUACAGGCAAUGUAAGUUUUCUGCACCAAAAAAGAAGGAAAGAAAUGAAGGCAGUACUGUACUCCUGGAGAACUUUUAUUUAAAUCAGUUCUCUAUAGCUAUAACAAUGUUUGUUGUUAAAAGCAGACUUCACAUUGUUCAUGAAAGGUACAGCGAGACAAAAUAAUGCUUGCUAUUAGAUUUUGCCUGUCAUGUCCAUACAAUUUUAACAGCUCAGUCCAGUGGUGCUGGGUAUAGGGGGCGGAGGGGGCUUCAGCUCUCCCAAUACUUUUUGGCAGGGGGUAGCGCGCCCCCCAAUAUUGAGGGGGCUGCCACCACACACUGCCGCAGCUGCAUGCACAUCCCAGCGCCAGCCUCUGCCCAGCAACCCAGACUCCACACAGCUGGGACAAGAGUGGGCGGUCUUUGCUUCACUUGUCCCAGCCAUACCCUGGCUCCUGGGCUGUGGCUGGGACAAGCAAGCGCGGAGAUCACCCUCCACAGGUCUUGUGGGCGGCAUCACGUGACGCAUCACAUGACUGCGCCCCCUUAAGGUGGGGGGCAAGUCGGCACCCCUGGCUCAGUCCUAACUAUACUUAGAAAACUUGGAUGUACUAUUGAUUUUAACUGCAAGAGAGGUAGUCAUAUUAGUUGCAGGAGAAACAUAAAAGAGUCUUAUGGCGCCUUCAAGACUAAUUCAUUUAUUUUGGGACAAGCUUUUUUGAGCUACACCUACUCUAAUCAGAUACAUGGAGCUUUUCCACACUGAGGUUUAUUGUGUGUUUGUAGCUGUUUGCUUUCACAUUUAAUUUGUGUAGUCCACAUGAUGUUACCCUCAAACAACACCAAUCUUGAUGUUGAGUAAAUUUGGGUUCACCCAACAAUGGACAAUCAGGUAAGUUGGGGGGAACUGGGCUCCAAGCUGUUCCACUUGGGGUUGCAUACAAUUUGUGUGUUUUGGGGUGAAUAGAUCUGUUGUUACUUUGUGCUAUACCCCAUUACAUGGCAAAAGGCGCGAGAGGAUGGUCUCUGGCCACACUGCAGUUUAAAUUACCUGCGGCCAUGCCUCCUGCCGGCACUGAUUGGAUGGCGGGGCCACCCCUGGUCAGGGCCCUGCCCUAGCACCGGCAACAUGGCCAGACAGCAUCAAGGAGGCCGUCAGUCUCCACCCCCAGCCAGAUCAUUGCAGGGGCUGAGGCCCAGCCACAACGCCGCCCACCAGAGAAGGUGAGCAGACUUGUGCUAUGCCCCAUUACAUACACACUGCUUUCUCAAUGUUUUCAUUUCUUUAUGGCUGCACUUGUAACUCUUUUCAGCUCGGAAGGAAGAAAGAAACAUUGAACUCAGUGUAUAUAGCAUUAUAUGCUGAAUGUUUUAAAGAAGAGGAAAAAUCUGAUGGUGGCAGUGGGAGCCCUGUAUAUUAAAUUCGGAUGUCUGUUGGCUUCCUAUGAAGCCAGAGAACGGGAGGACAAUUUACACUGUAAAGGGCAACAUGGGGAGAUGGAAGGAGUUGCUGAAUACUUCCACUGAAAACUGCUUCUCCCCAGCUGUGUUCUUCCCAGUGAGACUCCCAUGCCUAGAAAUAAUCCCCUUUAGGUAAGACUGAUAUGUGACCCCAGUGUUAAUUUGAAAAAUAGUGGAAACAUGAAAAUGCAACACGUCUAUGAAACACUGUUUAAACGGAUGGUUCAGGGAUGCGUUUGGUAUAAGGAGUUCAUCUGUUACAUCUGAAUUGAACUGAAUAAUGCUUUUUAUCCCCUCCAAGUCAAUUUCCAUUAUAUUUUUUAUAAUAUUGAUUUUUAAAAUCUCUUUGGAGGCAGCCAUCUCCUUGUUCAAAGGACUUCAGUUGUCCAUUUCUCUUGAAUCUUAUACUGUAGGAAACAUUUUUACAGAUUUUAAGCACGUUUUGCCUCCCUGAGCUGGAUUGGAUUUGCAGGAGAUCCUCUAAGGCCUUUACUCGCUUUGCCAGAAGUGGAGGCAUGGAUUGCAGCUCUCACUUUUUCUGCAGGAGUGCUACACUGCAGCUCUUUCCCCCCCUCUUUAGCUGUUCUAGCUCUGCAGUCACCAAGGUCAGCAGAUACAACUCCAAACACUCCAGAGGACUGAACUACUGAGGAAGAUGAGCCCAGUUUGAGCUGUUAAAAGAUUAUACAUGCUCUGCUCCCAAUGGAGGAUGGAUUCCUGUUUCAGAGGUCUGAUGAACCCCUGUCUAUAAUGUACCUGCCACCGUCACUGUUGAAAAGCAGUGUUAUAGUGUUACAAGAGGAGCAGCCCCAAUUUCUGACUUCAUGUGUAAAGUGGUGAUAUACACAUAGAAUCAUAGAAUCAUAGAGUUGGAAGAGACCACAAGGGCCAUCGAGUCCAACCCCCUGCCAAGCAGGAAACACCAUCAGAGCACUCCUGACAUAUGGUUGUCAAGCCUCUGCUUAAAGACCUCCAAAGAAGGAGACUCCACCACACUCCUUGGCAGCAAAUUCCACUGUCGAACAGCUCUUACUGUCAGGAAGUUCUUCCUAAUGUUUAGGUGGAAUCUUCUUUCUUGUAGUUUGGAUCCAUUGCUCCGUGUCUGCUUCUCUGGAGCAGCAGAAAACAACCUUUCUCCCUCCUCUAUGUGACAUCCUUUUAUAUAUUUGAACAUGGCUAUCAUAUCACCCCUUAACCUCCUCUUCUCCAGGAAGAGAAGAGGAGGUUAAGGUCCUACUGUACACAUACAGUAGGAUCGUGUCUUGCUCAGGGUUUACUUUCUGAGGGGGUAGUACGUAAAGCCAAAGUUGUGUAUAUUCAAAACAAUCCCCUGGAACCACCCCAGCACAAGCAAUUUUACCUUCCAAAGCCUGCACGAGAUCUUGCAAGGGCUUCCAAGAUUUUGUGAAGGCCUCCAGAACCCACAGGAGACCUUCCCAAGCCCAGUAAGCAAGGCAAGGAACUCUCCGACUUGCAUACAUUUAAUAUUAGUGUGAUAUCAGCUGGCCAGCCACCAGGCGCGUCAGGUUGCAGUCGCACAAGUUAAAUCAGCACAAGUUGUGAUCCUACUGUACAUGUGCAUAUAUGCCAAGGUUGCAGUCUUUUCCUGCGGAAGGAGGAACAGUUGUGGAGAUAUAUGCAGUGUUACAUAGUUUGCUGCGUGUGUGAAAGAAAUUGUGCCAUCUAAGUCUCCCUGCCCUAAUAUUCUGUACAGCAGAAAAAUCCCCAGCAGAUGCAUAUUCAAGCCCCAAAGGAGAUUUCACAACCUCCCUCCCUAGACAGCUUCUUGUGUACAGCUAGAAAGUUGGCUGUUAUUCAGAUCUCUGGGGAGACCAUUUCAAGCAGUAGAAGCAGACCUAUUUCAGGGUUGCUUUCCUAACCCCUUUCCCCUGGAGAGAGAAUCCAUGAUAGCUCCGCAGCUCCCUCCAUGGUGUAUCACUAUUCAGCCAAUGGGAGGCAAUGCCUCUCUUAAUAUAUAUGGCAAAAGGUCUGUCAUUAUUGUUGUUUAUUAAUUUUGCAUAACUAACUAUUAUAGAAAAUUAAUCGAAGAAAAAAUAGAUGUGUCCCAGCUCUGAUUGAUUUAAUAUUUAGUUAGCAGUGCUGAUACAGUCCCUUCCCAGAGCACUUAUAGUCUAUAUUAAACUGGCUGGCAGGGAUACACAGAGAGGUCAUGGUUUGACAGAGAACUAGAAAUGAGGUAAGGAAGAAUUUGGAGUACAAGGUAAGGUUAAGCUGUUUCUAGAAACACAUAGUGAUGAAGCUAGUCUUGAGGAGGGAAGGAAGUGACUUGAUGAAAAAGAGAGGGGAUAUGAUACAGUCGCUGAAAGUGUCAUGGCAAGAUUCACAGUGGAAUAAAAAGCACACCAAUAGCAGCUAAUCUUGUUGGGAUGUUGAAAGAGUGCAGGGGAAAUAAGGAGAGAUGUGAGGCAUGGUAUGCGGACAGAGAUGUGGAGCAGCUUUGCAAAUAGGGACUGGAGGGUUAUAGAAGGAGUUAUGUGGAAGUGUAAAGAGAGAGGAAUGUGAACAUAGCAAUGGGAUGACAACCUGAAACAAAAUAAUAAUAAUAAUAAUAAUAAUAAUAAUAAUAAUAAUGGAAGAUGUGCAGGAGCGAAAGCCAGAAAUGUGGAGAUUAGAACAAUUUAGAUAAGAGCUGACCCCAGCAUGGACAUGUUGUCCAGGUUAUUCAAAAAUAGAAAAAUUAUGGUUCUUUAAAGGGAAUUUAAUAACAUGUCAUCUAAACAAAAAUAUUGGAGCAUUAAGAGGAAGACGUUGCUCGUGGUGAGUACAUAUGUAGGGCUAAUGUCUUUGUUGGAUAUUCAAAUAGCAGAAUGGGAGCAAAUGAGUGGGUAAUACAUGUCAUAGGUAUUCUGGCUUGGGCGGGGUAUAAAUAGUAAAUUAUUAUUAUUAUAUCAGUAGGCAAAGCCAUAUUCAUUUUUGUGGGGAAAGCAGCAGAAACUGUUUACCAGGAAAAUAUCGUUAUUUAAGGUAGGCAGCCAUACUCCUACUGUUUCUAGAGGAAUACAUUUGCAAUGCAUACUACAGUCUGCGUAGUUCAGUCUGUUGGAAAUCUGAACAAAUAGGAGGCUUCCAUGGCAAAUGGAGUGACUGAAUUCCCAUACAUAGAUAUCAUCCAGAAUAGCAGCUUUCUGAACAAAUCAUAUCUUUGUAGAUAUCUACAAAGAGAUAAAUAAAAUCAAUAGAAUAAACAUGUGCUUAGAAGAGGUUUUAGGGAUGAUGACUGCCUAGCACUGCCUUCUGCAUUGCCUAAAGUCUUAGACAACUUCCCUUUGGUUUUAAAGAGUAAAUGAAAGAACAUGCAAAAAUAAUCUGUGACAGUACAGCCCUUCAGCUAAUAAGAUAAAGUGACAUAUGAUUUGUGUCAAGCUUCUAGCAGAGAAUAUAACAGAAUCUGAAUCUGAAAUAGUAAAGAGAGUUUGAAAGACAAGACACUACUGGUGUGUUCAGCACUGUUGUUUUAGUGAUUAUCAUUGCUAAACGCACCUCUACAUAUUGUAUGUACACAUGGAUUGAAUCCUCUUGGAAUUGCAGGAUUGAGAUUUAUUUAUUUUAAUUUAUUUCCCUAAAAUAACACACUGAAUUUGUGCAGUAGCAUUCAUUUAUUGCUAUAAAUGCAAAUCAGUUUGAUGUGCUUUGCCAGAACUGGGGGGGUGGGUGGGGAUUUUGAUAUGGACAUGCGAAGUGACCUGGUUCCAGACCUGGAGGGAAAUUGAAUUUAUCUUCUGUUGAAAAAUUAAAGGAACAAAUUAAUGUAAGAUUGCAAUCCUAAAGACACUUACUGAGAGUAAACCACGUUGAACUCACUGGCAUUUACUUUCAAGUAAACAUGCUUAGUGUUAUACUGUACAUUUGCUAAAGAUAUCUACAUACCUUGAAUGUACACAUCCACCUUUGUACUAUGCUAGGAAAGGAAUAGUGGGAGAGCUCUGUUCACACCAGUCAUUGGAAGAUUUUUUAUCUUUUUAAUAAGGUUGAAGUUGUUGAGGAGGUGAUGACAUCAUCCCACCAACUCUCCUCUUCCCCUAAAGAUAAAUGAUUUAAGUUAGCUACACCUCAAUCUCCCAACCUGAGAUUCUGGAUGCCAAGUUGCACAGGAAUUGGACCUUAGAUAAUAUUUUGAACUGCAGGAGUCAGGGAAUCAGACCCAAAUCAGGACAACAAUUACAAAAUCAAUUAGAAAGCAACUCCACCAGGAGGAACGUUUCGUAACAAUGUUCAUAAUUGUGAGUCAAGUCACUACACCUCUCAUGAUAUUUGAGAAUUUAAUAAACCAAACCACAAAUUGGAGAAAAGGCAUACUGUCAAAUAUCUAGAGAAAUUUAUUAGCUCAAACAUUGGGAGCACAUGACAGACUUAAAAGAAUUGGGGAACAUUAACUCUGGAAAUUGGCAAGGUUAAGUGGAAAAGGAUUUGAAGCAAAGCACUGUUGAAACAAUUUCUGCUAGAGUCAGAGAGAACUCUUUAAAGAUGGCAUUUCGCUGGUACCUUAUUCCUCACAUACAAAAUAGAAUGACUAACACGGUUUCUCCAUCAUGUUGGAGGCAAAGUGAGAACUGAGGAACAUUUUUCCUUAUGUGGUGAUAAUGUGAGAGAAUUGCAACAUCAUGAGGAGGAGUUUUCCAUGGUACAAUUGGUAAUCAGUCCUUGCUUCCAGACCCACACUUGGCAUUAUUACAUAUAUUUGAGGGGCUGUGCACAAAAAACUCGUAACAUUCUUACUGAUAGCAGCUAGACUGCUAAAAUUGAAGGUCUUGCAAUAAUUCCUUUCUGGAUAAUUGGUACCAGGAAGUAUGGAAAAUGGCAUUGAUGGAAAAACUUGUGCAUCAGACAACUUUCAAGCUGGUUAGUAUUGCUUCAUUACUCAUGCAAAUAUGCCAGAGCAUGGAUUCAGUCACCAAUUAUCCCUGGACAACUUUGGAUAAGCAAUCUUAAGACCUGUGAAUCCAUAAGUAUAAUAUCAAACAUGGACUCAUUCUGGACCUGAUUAUUAAAUUGAUAUAUUGGUAACAUGACUCCCACUUAACUAAUAUUAUUCCUAUUAAUACUAAAUACAUGAUUUUCUUUUUCUAAAAAAGAGAGGUAGAAGUUUUUGUAUAACCUACCUCCUAUCCCAUAUGCUACGAAGAUGUGGCAAUUGAUCAUUGUAAAUUCUAUAUACCAGGCAUAGGCAACCUCGGCCCACCAAAUAUUUUGGGACUACAAUUCCCACCAUCCCUGACCAUUAGUCCUGUUAGCUAGGGAUCAUGGGAGUUGUAGUUCCAAAACAUCUGGCAGGCCGAGGUUGCCUAUGGCUGCCAUAUACCUUACACGCUCCAUGCAGUUUUCUCAAACCAUGCAGAAUCCCAGCAGUCUGAACACACCCAAAGACAUUUUUCAUCUUUAUGGCAGUUCACAAUAUUGUAAUUACUCUUUCUUGUUUAAUUGUUUGCGCCUAUAUGAUAGGCACUGGCAUCUAUUAAACUGCCUUACGGAGCAGUGCCAAGAGACGUGACCUUUGGGGUGAUGUGCAAAUUUCAAAUGGGGAGACAGCUUGUAUGUGGGGGUGUGGGGCAAUGCAAAAGUUCACUUCAGACAUGGCAGAUUGCACUUUCUCUUCCCCUCCCCACCUACUUUGACAUCCAAAAUAGCCCUCAGUUGUGAUGUUGAAUGACUGACAUUCAAGUCUGUAUAGUUACUGUGGUAUAUAGCUUAUAACACCAUUGGUUUGUUUUUACACUGUUCGUCCUUAAUAUAAUAAUAUGCAAUUCCAGAAGCCUAAUGUUUGCAUGAUCACUCACUCCCCAUAUUUUCAAAUAGAGAGUCUUAGCAUUCAGGUGACAAAAUGAAAUAAGUGACAGGGCUGGAGAAGGUUCCUAUAGAUGGGAAGGAGUCCUAAAGCUUACAGGAAAAUACGAUCUCAAAAAAACUGCCACCUCUCUCCUGAAAAUCAGAGGGGACUGAGAGCCAUGUAUGUACGGUGCCCUCCUGAUGCCAGAGAGCAGAUGCAAGCUUUAGCUACCAAAAUUGGGAGUUGGACCCAAUACGCAAACUAUGAUUUAUUUUAUGGUAUUGCAUACUUAUACCUUCUGCCUCUGUUUCUUUAUAGCAUCCUUGCUUCUGAAACAUUAAGUAGAGGCCUCUGAAUACUAACUGCUGGG